GGAAACGUGUUAAGGAAUAUUCUCCUCACUCGCUACUUUGGAAAUCAAAGGCUUCUUUCCAAAUCAGAGUUUGGGAGCGGGAACAGCUUGGCUGGAGGCUUUGGAGGUACUAAACAUGACCCCGAAUAACCCCAACUACACCUUAACAAUACUCCCUGUUACUUGGGGGGAGUGAGCAGAUAACAUGCAUUAUUGUAGUAUUGUUUACUGGUAGCCCGUGGUCAUAGGCUAAUAGGCUAUCAUAGGUUAUUAUUUCCUCAUAGGCUGUAAUCAUAGGUUAUUAUUUCCUCAUAGGCUGUAAUCAUAGGUUAUUAUUUCCUCAUAGGCUGUAAUCAUGGGCUAUUAUUUAUUAUUGACAGUUAUAAGAGGAUAUAAGACAUACACAUACAAACCCUCGGUUCCAAAUCAGACAUGGAUUCAAAUACUAUUUGAUAUCAUUCAAUUACUUUUAGCGUUUGCUUGAGACUGCCUGGUGUGCCAGGUGGGUGGGGUAUCCGCUUUUGCUACUAUUCCAUUUGUCCAUUAAGCCAGACAAGCUCAAUAGUAUUUGAACCCAGUUCUGUUCCAAAUCAUGUCCUCCCAUUUCCCCCAUUCCAAUCCAUCUAUUUAUUCAUCUAUCUUAUCUAUCUGCAGGUGGCUCUCUGGUCCAGGACUCUGACAAGCCGAGCAGCAGUAUGGUGGACAUCCAGUAUCUGCUGGACAGCGAGGGAGCCUCAGAGCUGGUCAUAGACCUCAUCGUCAGCACCAAGAACGAUCGCGUGUUCCAGGAGAGCAUCCUGCUAGGCAAUGCCCUGCUGCGGGGGGGAAACACUCAGAUACAGGUGGGUGAGGAGGGGGUAGGCUCAGUCAGAUACAGGUGGGUGAGGAGGGGGUAGGCUCAGUCAGAUACAGGUGGGUGAGGAGGGGGUAGGCUCAGUCAGAUACAGGUGGGUGAGGAGGGGGUAGGCUCAGUCAGAUACAGGUGGGUGAGGAGGGGGUAGGCUCAGUCAGAUACAGGUGGGUGAGGAGACGGUAGGCUCAGUCAGAUACGUAAAUACGAGAUUCAGGUUGAUGGGCACACACACACAGACUCACACACUCCGAUACAAGUGUUUAUCAACUAUCUGAUGGGUCGUUUACAUUCCCCCCCCCCCCCCCCCCCCCCCCCCCCCCCUCAGAAUUCGUUCUACCACCAGCUGCACAAGCAGAAGAAGUCGGAGCGCUUCUUCAAGGUGUUCUACGACCGCAUGCGUCUGGCCCAGCAAGAGAUCCGGGCCACCGUGUCCGUCAACAUGUUCGAGGUCAGCACCUGCAGGAAGAGAGAGGAGGACAUCGACGUCAGUCACAGUGGCAUCCGGCUCAGGAAAACAGGUAUGUUCUUUCUAUGUCUACAUAUAAAUAUAAUGACUAGAACAAUUUUGACUCCUAGCUUUUAGAGAUAAAAAAAAUAUUACUUCUUAAACAAAAUCUCUUUCUCUGAGCAAUUGUAUUAGUAUAAAAUAACAUACAUUUGCACUUUUUUUGCAUACAAUAUAGCUCAGUAUUUGUAUUAUUUGUAUUAUUUAUUUUAUACAGUCUUUUUUGCUCAUCUUUAUCAAUGGUGCCAAUAAUUUUGGACCUGACUGUACACUUGUGUGUCUGGAAUGUUGUCUGCUGUUGGUGGAAAACUAGAUUUCCCCACUGUGGAUAAAUACAUUUUGUUUGAUUCCAAUACAUAUUCUUCAUUCAGUUCUCCAGCUGCAGUCUUUCCCCUCCUUACUGGCCUUCCCCUUGUUUCAUGGGAAACAGACAUGUCUGUGAUGCAGCAGAUAUUGUAAAAUCUACAUAGACUCCACAGACUGAAGUUUGGUGUGGAAGGUUGAGAGAGUUAAAUAGUGAGGGACCAGGGAGGAGUGUGGGAGGAUGAGAGGUGAAGAGGGAGUUAAGUUUUAAAGAUGCUGAGUCAUAAUGGUCAUGAGGGGUCAUGCUCUGAACAUGAGCCUACAGGUCUCCAUGGAGAUGAUGGUGCUUAGGCCACUGAGAUGGGAAAAGGGCUCUCAAUGCAGACAUACAGAUAAUAGGCCUAUAAUGUAAAUUUGCUUUUAUUCAAAUGCACAUUUGUAGUGCAUCAAGUGCACCUGUGUAGUUUGUAAUAUACAGUGACAGUAAUACAGUGUAGUAUAUGCAUUGUCAUUCAAAGGUUUAAAACCCCAGCCUGGACUACAUAGUAAUAGUGACUCAUAAGGUCAAAGGUCGCUCACAUUUCUCUCUGUGCUGACAUCAUACCUUAGGCGCCAGUUGAUCUCUCUGGGCCGAGGUCAUUAACCCAUUUAACUAGCAAUGUGACUACAGUAAAAACAGUGUAAAUCUGUGUGGUUUCCCCUGUAGUUUCACUGACCUCUGAACACUGUGGAGUGAUUCUGUGGUUCCCUGUUCCUGUUUCGCCCCCAUGCCUGCGGUCACAUGUCAGGGGCCAUGUGAGGGGCCACAACACUAAGUCUAUCAAAGGGCCGUUGUAUCCAGAUGUUGUUUUGAUACACCAAAAUCCCCAACUACACAGUUAACCCGUUGUCAGAGGGGUCGCAGUGAUUUUAGGAAUUAUUACAAAAAAGUGGUUGUUUUGACUGAUAAGAUUUCAUGUCAGUUUGACUGGGGGGGAAGCAUUGAAAAACAAUCAUGGGAAUGGAUUGGCUCAUAGUGAGUAGCAGGGUUGUGGUCCAUUUCAUUUCAAUACAGUACUAUCAGGUCAGGAAGGGCAUUGAAAUUCAAGUGAUUACAUGAUCGAAAAAUUAUGUGACACUUUCAUAUCAUGGUGAGGCAUAUAUCUGUACCUGGGGCAAAGACUUUGUGUUUUCCUGGGGCAAAAGUUCAGGAUAUCACCAGGUUGCUUCCAGAGGCUGUGAGUCAGUCACCGGGGGCUGAUACUGUCAUGGUUCAUGUGGGGUCAAAUGACAUUAUGAAGGGCAGCUCAGAACAGCUGAAGAUGGAUUUUAAAGAACUGAUUGGGUCUCUACUUGACACCAACAAACGCCCCAUAAAAUCUGGCCCUAUGCCCUCCCUAAAUCAUGGCAUUGAACGGUUCAGCAGACUUUUAGCCCUCCAUAACUGGCUACGAGACUAUUGCAGCUCUGUGGGUGUAUCAUUUAUUGACAAUUUUGAUACCUUCUGGAAACAAAGCUUGCAUUACAAGGAGGAUGGGAUCCACCCAAAUCAUUUGGGUUCCUUGAUCCUUUCACAGCAUUUUAAGGCUGCGUUGAGACAAUGACUUAUCAAUGACCCAAGACCAGCGCAGUUAAUCCCUACCAUUGUGUCGCUGAGUUGUCAUAAUGAUUCAGCAAAUGUACAUUAUCCUAGGGGCGUUGGAAGACACAAUGUAAAUAACCUAAUUUAUGUCCCUCUUACUGCCCGGAAUGCCUCUGCUGAUCCUACAGCUAUUGUAUGCAAUAAUCAUAUGCCUAUGAACCAAAGUAAUACUGUUAGCACUGAGGUGGUGUGCCCUAGUAGGAAGUCCACUGUGUGCAGCUGACCCUGCACUAAUAAAAAUAACCUGAGUAUGUCUACCUCUGCAAAGCUUCCCAGUAAAGCAAGAAAAAUAAUCAAGCAUCCCAGAAAAGUGUUAAAAAUAGCCCACGUUAACAUAUGUAGCUUAAAAAACAAGGUUCAUGAAAUUUAUAAUUUGCUAGUAACAGAUGACAUUCAUAUUCUGACAAUCUCUGAAACUCACUUAGAUAAUACCUUUGAUGAUACAGUGGUAGCAAUACAAGGUUAUAACAUUUACAGAAAAGCCAGAAAUACCAAUUACGGCGAUGUUGCGGUCUAUAUUCAGAACCACAUUCCUGUAAAGCUUAGAGAGGAUCUCAUGUUAAAUACUGUUGAAGUAAUAUGGUUACAGGUUCACCUGCCUCACCUAAAGCCCAUUCUGAUGGGAAGCUGCUAUAGACUACCAAGUGCUAACAGUCAGUAUCUGGAUAAGGUGUGAAAUGUUUGAUAAUAUACACUACCAGUCAAAAGUUUGGACACACCUACUCGUUCAAGGGUUUUUCUUUAUUUUUACGAUUGUUUACAUUGUAGAAUAAUCUUGAAGACAUCAAAACUAUGAAAUAGCACAUAUGGAAUCAUGUAGUAACCAACAAAGUGUUAAACAAAUCAAAAUAUAUGUAAUAUUUGAGAUUCUUCAAAUAGCCACCCUUUGCCUUGAUGACAGCUUUGCACACUCUUGGCAUUCUCUCAACCAGCUUCAUGAGGUAGUCUCCUGGAAUGCAUUUCAAUUAACAGGUGUGCCUUCUUAAAAGUUAAUUUGUGGAAUUUAUUUCCUUCUUAAUGUGUUUGAGCCAAUCAGUUGUGUUGUGACAAGGUAGGGGGUGGGUAUACAGAAGAUAGCCCUAUUUGGUAAAAUACCAAGUCCAUAUUAUGGCAAGAACAGCUCAAAUAAGCAAAGCGAAACGACAGUCCAUCAUUACUUUAAGACAUGAAGGUCAGUCAAUCCAGAAUAUUUCAAGAACUUUGAAUGUUUCUUCAUACAAUACGUUUUGUAGUGAUUGCUAUGUUGUUGAUGUGAAGAAUAUUUGUUGGUCUGUGGUGUGUAAUGACGAGAAACCAGACACUGCACUUGACACAUUUAUGAAAUUGCUUAUCCCAGUUACUAAUAAGCAUGCACCCAUUAAAAUAAAAAAAUGACUGUAAAAACGGUUAAAUCCCCAUGGAUUGAUGAGAAAUUGAAAAAUGGUAUGGUUGAGAGGGAUGAGGCAAAAGAGAUGGCAAAUAGGUCUGGCUGUACAACCGAUUGGCAAACGUACUGCAAAUUGAUGUGACUAAACUGAAUAAAAAGAAGAAGAAACUACACUAUGAAGCAAAGAUAAAUGACAUAAAGAAUGAUAGGAAAAAGCUUUGGAGCACCUUAAAUGAAAUUUUGGACAUAAAGGCAAACGCCGCUCCAUCAUUCAUUGAAUGACAAGCAUUGUAAUUUUGAAUUCCGUAAAGUAAGCGUGGAAAAGUUGAAAAAAAGUAUUCUUGUCAAUCAACAAGGACAAGUACCGGGGUCUGACAUCUUGGAUGGAAAAUUACUUAGGAUAAUAGCGGACGAUAUUGCCACUCCUAUUUGCCAUAUCUUCAAUUUAAGCCUACUAGAAAGUGUGUGCCCUCAGGCCUGGAGGGAAGCAAAAGUUAUUCCCCUACCUAAGAAAAGUAAAGACCCCGUAACUGGCUCAAAUAGUCGACCAAUCAGCCUGUUAACAACCCUUAGUAAACUUUUGGAGAAAAAUUGUGUUUGACCAGAUAAAAUGCUAUUUUACAGUAAACAAAUUGACAACAGACUUUCAGCACGCUUAUAGGGAAGGACAUUCAGCAAGCCCAGCACUUACACAAAUGACUGAUUGGCUGAGAGAAAUUGAUGCAAAAAAGAUUGUGGGGGCUGUUUUGUUAGACUUCUGUGCGGCUUUUGACAUUAUCGAUCAUAGUCUGUUUACACCCCCUGCUAUACAGUGAGGGAAAAAAGUAUUUGAUCCCGUGCUGAUUUUGUACGUUUGCCCACUGACAAAGAAAUUAUCAGUCUAUAAUUUUAAUGGUAGGUUUAAAAUGUUAUAAAUUGAUUUGCAUUUUAAUGAGGGAAAUAAGUAUUUGACCCCUCUGCAAAACAUGAUUUAGUACUUGGUGGCAAAACCCUUGUUGGCAAUCACAGAGGUCAGACGUUUCUUGUAGUUGGCCACCAGGUUUGCACACAUCUCAGGAGGGAUUUUGUCCCACUCCUCUUUGCAGAUCUUCUCCAAGUCAUUAAGGUUUCGAGGCUGACGUUUGUCAACUCGAACCUUCAGCUCCCUCCACAGAUUUUCUAUGGGAUUAAGGUCUGGAGACUGGAUAGGCCACUCCAGGACCUUAACGUGCUUCUUCUUGAGCCACUCCUUUGUUGCCUUGGCCGUGUGUUUUGGGUCAUUGUCAUGCUGGAAUACCCAUUGACGACCCAUUUUCAAUGCCCUGGCUGAGUGAAAGAGGUUCUCACCCAACAUUUGACGGUACAUGGCCCCGUCCAUCGUCCCUUUGAUGCGGUGAUGUUGUCCUGUCCCCUUAGCAGAAAAACACCCCCAAAGCAUAAUGUUUCCACCUCCAUGUUUGAUGGUGGGGAUGGUGUUCUUGGGGUCAUAGGCAGCAUUCCUCCUCCUCCAAACACGGCGAGUUGAGUUGAUGCCAAAGAGCUCGAUUUUGGUCUCAUCUGACCACAACACUUUCACCCAGUUCUCCUUUGAAUCAUUCAGAUGUUCAUUGGCAAACUUCAAACGGGCAUAUAUAUGUGCUUUCUUGAGCAGGGGGACCUUGCAGGCGCUGCAGGAUGUCAGUCCUUCACGGCGUAGUGUGUUACCAAUUGUUUUCUUGGUGACUAUGGUCCCAGCUGCCUUGAGAUCAUUGACAAGAUCCUCCCGUGUAGUUCUGGGCUGAUUCCUCACCGUUCUCAUGAUCAUUGCAACUCCACGAGGUGAGAUCUUGCAUGGAGCCCCAGGCCGAGGGAGAUUGACAGUUAUUUUGUGUUUCUUCCAUUUGCGAAUAAUCACACCAACUGUUGUCACCUUCUCACCAAGCUGCUUGGCGAUGGUCUUGUAGCCCAUUCCAGCCUUGUGUAGGUCUACAAUCUUGUCCCUGACAUCCUUGGAGAGCUCUUUGGUCUUGGCCAUAGUGGAGAGUUUGGAAUCUGAUUGAUUGAUUGCUUCUGUGGACAGGUGUCUUUUAUACAGGUAACAAGCUGAGAUUAGGAGCACUCCCUUUAAGAGUGUGCUCCUAAUCUCAGCUCGUUACCUGUAUAAAAGACACCUGGGAGCCAGAAAUCUUUCUGAUUGAGAGGGGGUCAAAUACUUAUUUCCCUCAUUAAAAAUGCAAAUCAAUUUAUAACAUUUUUGACAUGCGUUUUUCUGGAUUUUUGUUGUUGUUAUUCUGUCUCUCACUGUUCAAAUAAACCUACCAUUAAAAUUAUAGACUGAUCAUUUCUUUGUCAAUGGGCAAACAUACUAAAUCAGCAGGGGAUCAAAUACUUUUUUCCCUCACUGUAUUGUGGAUAAAGAGUUGCCUGUCUAACAGAACACAGAGGGUGUUCUUUAAUGGAAGCCUCUCCAACAAAAUCCAGGUAGAAUCAGGAAUUCCCCAGGGCAGCUGUGUAGGCCCCUUACCUUUUUCAAUCAUUACUAAUGACAUGCCACAGGCUUUGAGUAAAGCCAGUGUGUCUAUGUAUGUGGAUGACUCAACACAUCAGCUGCCACAGCGACUGAAAUGACAGCAACACUUAACAAAGAGCUACAGUUAGUUUCAGAACGGAUGGGUAGGAAUAAGUUAGUCCCAAAUAUUUCAAAAACUAAAAGCAUUGUAUUUCGGACAAAUCAUUUACUAAACCCUAAAUCUUGUAAUGAAUCAUGUGGAAAUUGAGGAGGUUGAGGAGACUAAAUUGCUUUGAGUAACCCUGGAUUGUAAACUGUCAUGGUCAAAACAUAUUGAUACAACAGUAGCUAGGAUGGGGAGAAGUCUGUCUAUAAUAAAGUGCUGCUCUGCAUUCUUAACAGCACAAUCAACAAGGCAGGUCCUACAGGCUUUAGUUUUGUCACACCUGGACUUACUGUUCAGUCGUGUGGUCAGGUGCCACAAAGAGGGACUUAGUAAAAUUGCAAUUGUCUCAGAACAGGGCAGCACGGCUGGCCCUUGGAUGUACAAAGAGAGCUAAUAAUAUGCAUGCCAAUCUCUCCCGGAAAAGUGGUGCGUGCAUAUGUAUUCACCCCCUUUGCUAUGAAGCCCCUAAGUAAGAUCUGGUGCAACCAAUUACCUUCAGAAGUCACAUAAUUAGAUUGCACACACAGGUGGACUUUAUUUAAGUGUCACAUGAUCUGAGUAUAUAUACACCUGUUCUGAAAGGCCCCAGAGUCUGCAACACCACCAAGCAAGCGGCACCAUGAAGACCAAGGAGCUCUCCAAACAGGUCAGGGACAAAGUUGUGGAGAAGUACAGAUCAGGGUUGGGUUAUAAAAAAAUAUCAGAAACUUUGAACAUCCCACAGAGCACCGUUAAAUCCAUUAUUAAUAAAUGGAAGGAAUAUGGCACCACAACAAACCUGCCAAGAGAGGGCCGCCCACCAGAACUCACGGACCAGGCAAGGAGGGCAUUAAUCAGAGAGGCAACAAAGAGACCAAAGAUAACCCUGAAGGAGCUGCAAAGCUCCACAGCGGAGAUUGGAGUAUCUGUCCAUAGGACCACUUUAAGCUGUACACUCCACAGAGCUUGGGAGGGGGGGGGGGUGAAUAGUUAUGCACGCUCAAGUGUUCUGUUUUUUUUGUCUUAUUUCUUGUUUGUUUCAACAACAACUAAAAUAUUUUGCAUCAAAUAAAUAAAUAAAUAAAUCAAAUGAUACUGUCACGGAUUCAGCCGAGGCUGCUCCUCACUGUAUGUUGUGAAAUCUGUUAUAAAUGUAUUGUUAUGUUUUUAAAAUGUAUAACUGCCUUAAUUUUGCUGGUCCAUAAUAAAGACAAAGAUCAUUAAUUUUAAUUCCACUGCGAAAUUGUCUGACUUGAAAGUAAAUCACCCUCCAACCGUAGUCAGCAGAAAUCCUCAGAAUUUCUAGAAAACCUGUGAAUGUUUCGGAUUGUUUCUAGAAUUGUGCAACCAUUCAGUGACCCACCCCUUCCUCUCCUCCUCCUCUAGCGAAAGACUCUUCCCUUCACAUGAAAGACGACAUGCGUGGCCAGUUGAAGGAGGCGUCCUCUGCCACCUCCAAGGCCUUUGUCUCCUUCCGAAAGGAUCUGGACACAGACCUGGAGGUGCUGGAUGGCCAGGCCGGUGAGGGGCCCGGGGGAGGGGGCGAGGAGCGAGAGGAAGAGACCCAGAUGAGCCCGGCCAUCACCAUCAUGAAGCCUAUCCUGCGAUACCUCCAGCUGCUCUGUGAGAACCACAACAGGAACCUGCAGGUAUUGAAUUACAUUGAAUAAACGUAUUCUUGAUCCCCAGAGGGGAAACUGGAUUUGUCACCAGCAUAUAGGCACUGUAUUGGGAGAUCACAGUUCCUCUAACCACAAGCUGAACUUCAUGGUGUUUACCAUGUUCACAUGAUGAGUAAAUAAUGAAUCAUGUCAACAAGGAUUAGCAGGUAGGCCUACUGCAUUUGAGGAAACAGAUUUGAUUCUGAGACUAAAUCAUUGUCAUUUUCAACAACCGGGUAUUAUUGUCAAUAUCUGUCUCACGGUUUUAUUCUGAAAGGCAUGACUUUAUUUUGACACACCCUGCUAUAAACCCAGAUCAGUUGUGCUCACACACAGAUAGGAGGUCAUACUAGUAUCCUAUGAAUAUUAACCACCUUUCUUCCCCUCCUGGUUCCUCCCUGAAUCCAGAACUUCCUGCGGAACCAGAACAACAAGACGAACUACAACCUGGUGUGUGAGACGCUGCAGUUCCUGGACAUCAUGUGUGGCAGCACCACAGGAGGCCUGGGCCUGCUGGGCCUCUACAUCAAUGAGGGCAACGUGGACCUUGUCCGGCAGACCCUGGAGACAAUCACAGAGUACUGCCAGGGGCCUUGCCAUGAGAACCAGGUAGGGGACCACCACUACCAACCAGGUCACCCCAAAAACUAUACAGUACCAGUCAAAAGUUUGGACACACCUACUCAUUCCAGGGUUUUUCUAUAUUUUUACUAUUUUCUACAUUGUAGAAUAAUAGUGAAGACAUCAAAACUAUGAAAUAACACAUAUGGAAUCAUGUAGUAACCAAAAAAGUGUUAAACAAAUCAAAAUAUAUUAUAUAUUUGAGAUUCUUCAAAGUAGCCACCCUUUGCCUUGAUGACAGCUUUGCACACUCUUGGCAUUCUCUCAACCAGCUUCAUGAGGUAGUCACCUGGAAUGCAUUUCAAUUAACAGGUGUGCCUUGUUAAAAUUUAAUUUGUGGAAUUUCUUUAUUUCUUAAUUAUUCUUUUUUUUGUCAUUUAGCAGACGCUCUUAUCCAGAGCGACUUACAGGAGCAAUUAGGGUUAAGUGCCUUGCUUAAGGGCACAUCGACAGAUUUUUCACCUAGUCGGCUCGGGGAUUAGAACCAGCGACCUUUCGGUUACUGGCACAACGCUCUUACCCACUAAGCUACCUGCCGCCCAAUGCGUUUUAGCCAAUCAGUUGUGACAAGGUAGGGUUGGUAUACAGAAGAUAGCCCUAUUUGGUAAAAGACAAGUCCAUAUUAUGUCAAGAACAGCUCAAAUAAACAAAGAGAAACGACAGUCCAUCAUUACUUUAAGACAUGAAGGUCAGUCAAUCCGGAAAAUUUCAAGAAGUGCAGUCGCACAAACCAUCAAGCGCAAUGAUGAAACUGGCUCACAUGAGGACCACCACAGGAAAGGAAGACCCAGAGUUACCUCUUCUGCAGAGGAUAAGUUCAUUAGAGUUACCAGCCCCAGAAAUUGCAGCCCAAAUAAAUGUUUAAAGUUCAAGUAACAGACACAUCUCAACAUCAACUGUUCAGAGGGGACUGCGUGAAUCAGGCCUUCAUGGUCGAAUUGCUCCAAAGAAACCACUACUAAAGAACACCAGUAAGAAGAAAAUACUUGAUGGGCCAAGGAACAUGAGCAAUGGAUAUUAGACCGGUGGAAAUCUGUCCUUUGGUCUGAUGAGUCCAAAUUUGAGAUUUUUGGUUCCAACUCCCAUGUCUUUGUAAGACGCAGAGUAGGUGAACAGAUGAUCGCCGCAUGUGUGGUUCCCACCAUGAAGCAUGGAGGAGGCGGUGUGAUUGUGUGGGGAUGCUUUGCUGGUGACACUGUCUGUUAUUUAUUUAGAAUUCAAGGCACACUUAACCAGCAUGGCUACCACAGAAUUCUGCAGCGACACGCCAUCCCAUCUGGUUUGCGCUUAGUGGGACUAUCAUUUGUUUUUCAACAGGACAAUGACCCAACACACCUCCAGGCUGUGUAAGGGCUAUUUGACCAAGAAGGAGAGUGAUGGAGUGCUGCAUCAGAUGACCUGGCCUCCACAAUCACUCGACCUCAACCCAAUAUCACUGCGUGAGACUAGUUAACCCAAAUUAUAUGAUAUGUCACCGUCGUACCACAAGGAUUUCCUCUUGGCCUGGGGUCACUCAACGGUUACACCAGAAAACCAUAAUGUUGCUGUGCUUACUUUACCAUGGAAGAUGCAUUUGAGUUUGUGGUCCAAGCGUAGCCAUGUAAACCAUUGGAAUGAAUGUACAGCAAAUAUGUGGGGGUGUUCAGUAAGAUGUGAACCAUGUAAAUUUAUAAAGUGGUUGGGAAGUUACACUAUUGACCUACAAUCCUGCCAGACUGACAAUAGUAUUGUCUAAUUGAUUCUAAAACAUCUUAAUUAAAGGGAUAGUUCACUUUUUUGAAGUUUUAGCUUAUUGUCGAGGGUGUUGGGUGUUGUCAUUUGAACUACCUAUUUAAAUCUUGCCAAUUUUUUGUUUCACUAUUAUACUAACUAACUUCUUGUUGUCUCAGUCCUGUAUAGCCAAGCACGAGUCCAACGGCAUCGACAUCAUCAUAGCUCUGAUAGUCAACUCCAUCAACCCCUUGGGGAAGAAUCGAAUGGACCUGGUGCUAGAACUCAAGGUUAGCAUGCCUCUCCAUACACACACACACCCACACCCCUACAAGAGCCCUUGGAGAGCUUUCAGUGCAAGUCAACGGCUGGAUAAGCAGCAGAGUAUAGUUCAUUAUACCUAGACGAUUACUGUAUAGGUAUCCCAUCUUGCCCUAUAUGAGUGGGCCAUUCAUGCUACACACACGAUGCUGUCACUAUCAAUGGCAAUCAUUUGAGAGUCACUUUCUUGUUAAAAGUCCCAUUUGUCCUUGUGUGGUUAUGGCCUUACGAGGUGAUAUCUGCUGAGACUUCAGGGUGAGGGAGGAAUGCACUGCAUUUCUUUCCUCCUUUCUUUCAUAGGAAACAAAUGUCUUUCCUCAGUGGAAUGGAGAUUUUAGCAUUUAAAUCUUGGUGGGGCAAACUCCCCCAAUGUUUUUAGGAUGCAUGCCAGCAAAGCCACUACACAACACGACACAACACUAAACAAUACAUUAAUUGCACUAUAACAGUGACAAACGGUGCCCACAAACUGUUAGGGCCUACAUUAAGCUGUCCCAACACCUUACCACUGCUACAACUGACUAUCAGCGGAGCCUUGUCUGGCAGCGAAACAGUUCAUUCAGCCUCGUUAACUGCCUUUUAAAAAGACAUAGCUGAUAUGGCUGACUUGCUUAAAGAAAUUGGGUUUCUACUGACAAUUGAGAUGUACAAACUAUGGGGGACUAUAUAAGGGGACGACGAGCAGAUAAGAGGCAAUCCGUAGAUUAAGACAUUAAUGAGCGAGCUAGGACGGAUGUAGUCAAUAUAACUAUUUGUUCAGCACUUUUAAAGUGUACUGCGACAGAAUUCAGAACAUGGGCCGUUCUUACAGUAUUCUCCCUGGUACACCAAGUCAGAACCUUAGGAUAAAUGAAGGGGGCAUAUAAUCAGACAAUGAAAGCUCUUACAAUAUUCGAUGAUGACAUUUCUCUCAAACAGGCUAUAGGCUACAUGUGCACCACUAAGUCAGAACAGUAGGUAAUGAGCGGGAAAGGGACCAGGUUGAAUCAUGACGUCAGUGAUCUUCAGGGCGGAGCUCUAGAAAGAGGCCCGAGUUCCCGACUUGGAAUUCCGAGUUGGAUGACCAUUUAAAACGUAUUUUCCCAGUCGGAGCUAGUUUUUUCCCCAGUUGUCUUGAACUCACUGAAGUCUGAGAUUUCCCAGUUCCGAGUUUCCAGUUCUUUUGAACGCGGCAGAAGUCUUCCUGGAUUGACAGCAUGGCCAAUGUUGAAUGUUUAUCCUUUUAAGCUUGGAAAAAAAUACCCUUAAACCCAGACUUGGACCACACACCCACUCCAUUGAAAAGCAGGCUAGUGAUUGCUUUGCAAUGCUUGCAGUUAGCCACUGAUUCCUUCCAAACCACUCAUUGUUCAAUUUGCUAUUUCCAACUUGUUGUGUAAUGUUUAUGUCCAAUGGCUGAUGAGCACCGAUACGUUUUAUCUAUAAUUUCUCAUCAUAUGACAAGGAUUGAAAAGGAUUUGCCAGUAGACUUUUGACUUGAUUCAUGAUGAUGACUGCUAGCUUGCUAGCUAAGAUUUUGAAAGCAUAAUGUUGACAUGACCAGUCCAAUCAAAGCUACUGUAGAUAUAAUGUGAUUUGACGUCAUUUUAUCUGUGGCCAAUGACCUUGCGCCUUCUUGGAUGGGCACUUCUAAUGUAACUCUAUGGCAGCACCCAAGGGGCUUGAAUUUUCGAGCUCUCCCCGAAAAUGUUGUGGUGACGUAGUAUCCCCAUGAGUGAUAGAACACUGAGACAAUCACGGCACAACUAGAGAACAUUACCAACCCCUACACUCCGUAUUUUCCGCUGGCUGCCCCACCACCACAGAAAACACUGAGUUAGGCUGAAACACCUGCAUUUUGGAGCUGCCUUACUCAAGAAAGCAAAUAAGAGACCAUGUUUGUAUUCGGCUUUAUUAACUCAAUGAUUUUUUUUUUUUUUUUUUAUUUGUUUGCAAACUGAUAUGUGACACGUAUUCAUACCAAAAUAACAGGCAAAACAGGAUAAAAUGAAGGGUCUGAAUGAAGGGUCGCCACUGCCUCAGUGUAAUGUCAGUUAUCCAUCAGCUCAUUCAUUCCUAUAGUACUGAUUUUGAAGUCAGUUUCUGCUGGGUAACAUAUGAUUGUGGAGUGGGUUAGGAUUUGAUGGUCAUGUGACAUGACUCUGUGUGCUAGAACAACGCCUCCAAGCUGCUGCUGGCCAUCAUGGAGAGUCGCCAUGACAGCGAGAACGCCGAGAAGAUCCUUUACAAGAUGAGACCCAUGGAGCUGGUGAGUGAAUCCAUACACACACUUACACACACAAACACACAUGUUACUGACAACGUAUGUGUUCCAGGUGGAUGUGAUGAAGGAGGCGUAUUCCCAGGGGCUGGAGAGUGAGGCUGAGGAGAACUCAAUAGGAGACCAGAUCAAACCUAAAGACGUAGGACACAACAUCUACAUCCUGGCCCACCAGGUAACCCCAUGACGUGUGUGUGUGUGUGUUUUAACAUGCAUGAUUGAGUGUGUGUGGGAGAGAGUUUUUUGCACCAUGUAUAUUCAUACUUUAAUAAGGGCCCAAUGACAAAGGCAAAGUCAGUGGCACAGAAAAAGACGGUAAUUCACAUACUGUAUCAUUCGCCUAUGUGUCACUCUCUUACUCCCCCACCAGGUAAGUCUAAUGAUUCAUGUCUGUACAGUCGUGGUCAAAAGUUUUGAGAAUGACACAAAUAUUAAUUUUCACAAAGUCUGCUGCCUCAGUUUUUAUGAUGGCAAUUUGCAUAUACUCCAGAAUGUUACGAAGAGUGAUCAGAUUAAUUGAAAUUAAUUGCAAAGUCCCUCUUUGCCAUGAAAAUGAACUUAAUCCCCAAAAAACAUUUCCACUGAAUUUCAGCCCUGCCACAAAAGGACCAGCUGACAUCAAUCAUGUCAGUGAUUCUCUCGUUAACACAGGUGAAAAUGUAUGCACUCACUAACUGUAAGUCGCUCUGGAUAAGAGCGUCUGCUAAAUGACUAAAAUGUAAAUGUAAAUGUGAGAGUGUUGACGAGGACAAGGCUGGAGAUCACUCUGUCAUGCUGAUUGAGUUAGAAUAACAGACUGGAAGCUUUAAAAGGAGGGUGGUGCUUGAAAUCAUUGUUCUUCCUCUAUUAACCAUGGUUACCUGCAAGGAAACACUUGCCGUCAUCAUUGCUUUGCACAAAAAGGGCUUCACAGGCAAGGAUAUUGCUGCUAGUAAGAUUGCACCUAAGUCAACCAUUUAUCGGGUCAUCAAGAACUUCAAGGAGAGAGGUUCAAUUGUUGUGAAGAAGGCUUCAGGGCGCUCAAGAAAGUCCAGCAAGCGCCAGGACCGUCUCCUAAAGUUGAUUCAGCUGCGGGAUCGGGGCACCACCAGUGCAGAGCUUGCUCAGGAAUGGCAGCAGGCAGGUGUGAGUGCAUCUGCACGCACAGUGAGGCGAAGACUUUUGGAGGAUGGCCUGGUGUCAAGAAGGGCAGCGAGGAAGCCAAUUCUCUCCAGGAAAAACAUCAGGGACAGACUGAUAUUCUGCAAAAGGUACAGGGAUUGGACUGCUGAGGACUGGGGUAAAGUCAUUUUUACAUUUACAUUUUAGUCAUUUAGCAGACGCUCUUAUCCAGAGCGAUUUACAGUUAGUGAGUGCAUACAUUUUCAUAUUUUCUCUGAUGAAUCCCCUUUCCGAUUGUUUGGGGCAUCCGGAAAAAAAUUGUUAGGAGAAGACAAGGUGAGCUCUACCAUCAGUCCUGUGUCAUGCCAACAGUAAAGCAUCCUGAGACCAUUCAUGUGUGGGGUUGCUUCUCAGCCAAGGGAGUGGGCUCACUCACAAUUUUGCCUAAGAACACAGCCAUGACUAAAGAAUAGUACCAACACAUCCUCCGAGAGCAACUUCUCCCAACCAUCCAAGAACAGUUUGGUGACGAACAAUGCCUUUUCCAGCAUGAUGGAGCACCUUGCCAUAAGGCAAAAGUGAUAACUAAGUGGCUCGGGGAACAAAACAUCGAAAAUUUGUGUCCAUGGCCAGCAAACUCCCAGACCUUAAUUCCAUUGAGAACUUGUGGUCGAUCCACAAAAGGCGGGUUGACAAACAAAAACCCACAAAUUCUGACAAACUCCAAGCAUUGAUUAUGCAAGAAUGGGCUGCCAUCAGUCAGGAUGUGGCCCAGAAGUUAAUUGACAGCAUGCCAGGGCGGAUUGCAGAGGUCUUGAAAAAGAAUGGUCAACACUGCAGAUAUUGACUCUUUGCAUAAAGUUAAUGUAAUUAUCAAUAAAAGCCUUUGACACUUAUGGAAUGCUUGUAAUUAUACUUCAGUAUACCAUAGUAACAUCUGACAAAAAUAUCUAAAAACUCUGAAGCAGCAAACUUUGUGAAGAACAAUACUUGUGUCAUUCUCAAAACUUUUGACCACGACUGAUAGGUGUGGUUAUAUAGUCUUAUAUGUGAUUUCAGCAGGUGAUAACGGAUGUAACUUUCAAUGGAAGAGAUGGUUCCUGUGUUGAGUCGGACAGACCAGGUCUAGUGGGUUUUCACUUCUGUCUUUCACCCACAAUAGAGCCGAGUGUCAGACAGGGUAUUUCUGUCCGACCAACUGACUGGUUUCAUCAUGACCACCGAGCUCUCUGGGGCUGGCUGUUUGCACUUUCAAAAUAACACAUACGCAUGAGCACAUAGAGAAGUUUACACACACACACACACACACACACACACACACACACACACACACACACUCAACCCCAUCAGAUAACCCCACAUUUGCAAAUGAACAUACAUACCACACACCUGCCUCAAGCUUUCAUAUACACACACAUAACACACAUAACCCAAGCAUUCCCUUUUAGCUAUUGUUCCUGUUUAUCAGGAAAAGUCACCACACUUCUGAGCAUCUGCCUAGCAAAGGAAAAUUGGUUAUGUGAAAGUUCCCAGAACAUUUGUUAGGUUGCGGCAAAGGUUGUCAUAACACAAAAACUGUCCAGUCGUGCUGACGACUAUAGAAUGUUUGUAUAAAACAUUCGCCUGAUGUUGCAAGAAUGUUCCUAGAACAUAUUGAAUCUGUUCUUUAAAUGAUCACAGAAUGUUUAAUUAGGUUGUGGGAACAGUCUGGUGGGGACAUUGUGCGGAUAUCACAAAAUAUAUGUUCCCAAAACACAAAAACUGUCCCCACCAGAAAACAUUACUGGUACAUUGUUAUUACAUUACUUGGAAACCUGAUGAUAACUUUUGGGGAAUGUUCUGUGGUGGUUGUUACAGAUGUUGUGUUACAGAUGUUGUGCACAACAUUUUAGUGAAUGUUAGGAGAACAUUCCAAGGACAUUUCAUUUAAAACAUAAAAAAUAUAUACUGAACAAAAAUAUAAAUGCAAAAUGUAAAGUUUUGGUCCCAUGAAAUAAAAGAUCCCAGAAAUGUUCCAUACGCACAAAAAGCUUAUUUCUCUCUAAUUUUGUGCACAAAUUUGUUUACAUCCCUGUUGGUGAGCAUUUCUCCUUUGCCAAGAUAAUCCAUCUACCUGACAGGUGUGGCAUAUCAAGAAGCUGAUUAAACAGCAUGAUCAUUACACAGGUGCACUUUGUGCUGGUGACAAUAAAAGUCCACUCUAAAAUGUGCAGUUUUCCAACACAACACAAUGCCACAGAUGUCUCAUGUUUUGAGGGAGUGUGCAAUUGGCAUACUGACUGCAGGAAUGUCCACCAGAGCUGUUGCCAGAGAACUGAAUGUUAAUUUCUCUGCCAUAAGCCACCUCCAACAUCGUUUUAGAGAAUUUGGCAGUACGUCCAACCAGCCUCACAAUCGCAGACCAUGUGUAACAAUGCCAGCCCAGGACCUCCACAUCUGGCUUCUUCACCUGCGGGAUCAUCUAAGACUAGCCACCCGGACAGCUGAUGAAACUGGGGGUUUGCAUAACCGAAGAAUUUCUGCACAAACUGUCAGAAACCGUCUCAGGGAAGCUCAUCUGCGUGCUCGUCGUACUCACCAUGGUCUUGACCUGACUGCAGUUCGGCGUCGUAACCGCCUUCAGUGGGCUAAUGCUCACCUUCGAUGGCCACUGGCACAUUGAAUAAGUGUUCUCUUCACUGAUUAAUCUCAGUUUCAACUUUACCAGGUAGAUGGCAGACAGAGUGUAUGGUAUGGGCAGGUAUAAGCUACGGACAACGAACACAUUUCAUUUUAUCGAUGGCAAUUUGAAUGCACAGAGAUACGGUGACGAGAUCCCGAGGCCCAUUGUCGUACCAUUCAUCCGUCGCCAUCACCUCAUGUUUCAGCAUGAUAAUGCAUGGCCUCAUGUCGCAAUGAAGCAUUGAUUCCGAUUGGUCAGACCAGCUUUGAAUAGACCUAUAGGGAGGGAGGAGCAAAAUGGAGUUGUGAUCUGAUUUGCCUAAGGGAGGGCGAGGGAGGGCCUUGUAGGCAUCUCAAAAGGGGGAGUAGCAGUGGUCCAGUGUUUUUCCAGCGCGAGUACUACAGUCAAUGUGUUGAUAGAACUUCAGUAGCGUUUUCCUCAAAUUUUCUUCGUAAAAAUCCCCAGCUACAAUAAAUGCAGCCUCAGGAUAUGUGGUUUCCAGUUUGCAUAAAGUCCAGUGUAGUUCCUUGAGGGCCGUCGUGGUAUCGGCUUGAGGGGGAAUAUACACGGCUGUGAAUAUAACCUCUUGGAGGUAAUACGGUCAGCAUUUGAUUGUAAGAUAUUCUAGGUCGGGUGAACAAAAGGACUUGAAUUUCUGUAUGUUAUCAUAAUCACACAACUCUGUUCCUGGAGAGUUCUUUAUUGCUGUCUGUGCGAUGUACUGAGAACCCAGCUGGCUGUAUGGACGGGGACAGUAUAUCCCGGGAGAGCCAUGAUUCCAUGAAACAGAGUAUGUUACAGUCCCUGAUGUCUCUCUGGAAGGAGAUCCUCGCCCUGAGCUCGUCUACUUUAUUGUCCAGAGACUGAACAUUAGCGAGUAAUAUACUCGGAAGCGGUGGAUGGUGUGCAUGCCUCCUGAGUCGGAAUAGUAGUCCACUCUGAAUACCUCUUCUCCGCCGGCGGCGUCUUGGAGUAGCCUCUGGGAUUAGUUCAAUUGCCCAAAGGAUCCAAUUCGGGAAAGUCGUAUUCCUGCUCGUAAUGCUGGUGAGUUACCGCCGCUCUGAUAUCCAAAGGUAAUUUCCGGCUGUAUGUAAUAACACAAAAAACGUUCUGGGCUAAUAAUGUAAGAAAUAACACACAAAAAAUAUAAUAAUACUGCAAAGUUGCUUUGGAGCUAGAAGCAGAGCUGCCAUGUCUGUCUGCGCCAUCUUUCCAUUUACAUAAGUAUUCAGACCCUGCUUGGCACACCUGUAUUUGGGGAGUUUCUUUCAUUCUUCUCUGCAGAUCCUCUCAAGCUCUGUCAGGAUGGAUGGGGAGCGUCGCUGCGCAGCUAUUUUCAGGAGUAUAGUGCCUUCGGAAGCUAUUCAGACCCCUUGACCUUUUCCACAUUUUGAUACGUUACAGCCUUAUUCUAAAAUUGAUUAAAUAAAUCAAUUUCCUCAGCAAUCUACACACAAUACCCCAUAAUGACAAAGCGAAAACAGAUUUUUGGAAAUGUUUGCUAAUGUAUUAAAAACAAAAAACAGAAAUACCUUAUUUACAUAAGUAGUCAGACCCUUUGCAAUGACACUCGAAAUUGAGCUCAGGUGCAUCCUGUUUCCAUUGAUCAUCCUUGAGAUGAUUCUACAACUUGAUUUGAGUCCACCUGUGGUCAAUUCAAUUGAUUGGACAUGAUUUGGAAAGUCACACACCUGUCUAUACAGUGGGGAGAACAAGUAUUUGAUACACUGCCGAUUUUGCAGGGUUUCCUACUUACAAAGCAUGUAGAGGUCUGUACUUUUUAUCAUAGGUACACUUCAACUGUGAGAGACGGAAUCUAAAACAAAAAUCCAGAAAAUCACAUUGUAUGAUUUUUAAGUAAUUAAUUUGCAUUUUAUUGCAUGACAUAAGUAUUUGAUACAUCAGAAAAUCAGAACUUAAUAUUUUGUACAGAAACCUUUGUUUGCAAUUACAGAGAUCAUACGUUUCCUGUAGGUCUUGACCAGGUUUGCACACACUGCAGCAGGGAUUUUGGCCCACUCCUCCAUACAGACCUUCUCCAGAUCCUUCAGGUUUCGGGGCUGUCGCUGGGCAAUACGGACUUUCAGCUCCCUCCAAAGAUUUUCUAUUGGGUUCAGGUCUGGAGACUGGCUAGGCCACUCCAGGACCUUGAGAUGCUUCUUACGGAGCCACUCCUUAGUUGCCCUGGCUGUGUGUUUUGGGUCGUUGUCAUGCUGGAAGACCCAGCCACGACCCAUCUUCAAUGCUCUUACUGAGGGAAGGAGGUUGUCGGCCAAGAUCUCGCGAUACAUGGCCCCAUCCAUCCUCCCCUCAAUAUGGUGCAGUCGUCCUGUCCCCUUUGCAGAAAAGCAUCCCCAAAGAAUGAUGUUUCCACCUCCAUGCUUCACGGUUGGGAUGGUGUUCUUGGGGUUGUACUCAUCCUUCUUCUUCCUCCAAACACAGCGAGUGGUGUUUAGACCAAAAAGCUCUAUUUUUGUCUCAUCAGACCACAUGACCUUCUCCCAUUCCUCCUCUGGAUCAUCCAGAUGGUCAUUGGCAAACUUCAGACGGGCCUGGACAUGCGCUGGCUUGAGCAGGGGGACCUUGCGUGCGCUGCAGGAUUUUAAUCCAUGACGGCGUAGUGUGUUACUAAUGGUUUUCUUUGAGACUGUGGUCCCAGCUCUCUUCAGGUCAUUGACCAGGUCAUGCCGUGUAGUUCUGGGCUGAUCCCUCACCUUCCUCAUGAUCAUUGAUGCCCCACAAGAUGAGAUCUUGCAUGGAGCCCCAGACCGAAGGUGAUUGACCGUCAUCUUGAACUUCUUCCAUUUUCUAAUAAUUGCGCCAACAGUUGUUGCCUUCUCACCAAGCUGCUUGCCUAUUGUCCUGUAGCCCAUCCCAGCCUUGUGCAGGUCUACAAUUUUAUCCCUGAUGUCCUUACACAGCUCUCUGGUCUUGGCCAUUGUGGAGAGGUUGGAGUCUGUUUGAUUGAGUGUGUGGACAGGUGUCUUUUAUACAGGUAACAAGUUCAAACAGGUGCAGUUAAUACAGGUAAUGAGUGGAGAACAGGAGGGCUUCUUAAAUAAAAACUAACAGGUCUGUGAGAGCCGGAACUCUUACUGGUUGGUAGGUGAUCAAAUACUUAUGUCAUGCAAUAAAAUGCAAAUGAAUUACUUAAAAAUCAUACAAUGUGAUUUUCUGGAUUUUUGUUUUAGAUUCCGUCUCUCACAGUUGAAGUGUACCUAUGAUAAAAAUUAUAGACCUCUACAUGCUUUGUAAGUAGGAAAACCUGCAAAAUCGGCAGUGUAUCAAAUACUUGUUCUCUCCACUGUAUAAGGUCCCACAGUUGACAGUGCAUGUCAGAGCAAAAACCAAGCCAUGAGGUAGGGGACCAAGAACCCGAUGGUCACUCUGACAGAGCUCUAGACUUCCUCUGUGGAGAUGGGAGAACCUUCAUUAUGGGGUAUUGUGUGUAGAUUGAUGAGGGGGGAAAAAACAAUUUGAUCUAUUUUAGAAUAAGGCUGUAACCUAACAAAAUGUGGAAAAUGUCAAGGGGUCUGAAUACUUUCCGAAGGCACUGUAUACACAACCGGUCAAAAGUUUUAGAACACCUACUCAUUCAAGGGUUUUUCUUAAUUUUUACUAUUUUCUACAUUGUAGAAUAAUAGUGAAGACAUCAAAACUAUGAAAUAACACAUAUGGAAUUAUGUAGUAACCACAGAAGUAUAUAUUUUUGUAUUUGAGAUUCUUCAAAUAGCCACCAUUUGCCUUGAUCACAGCUUUGCAGGCAGACAAAUGCAUCACUGGAUAGAGAGGAAAAGUAGUACAUUGUCAACAACAGACUUGGUAUUGAGCAGAUAGUUUGGUGAUUGAUAGCAGAAUGCCUCACUGAAUGGCAAUGAUCUCUCACUGGUCUGUUUCAUCUCGUGUCUGUCCUUGACAAUUAGACUGUCUUUGUUACUCUCCCACAGUAGCAUGUGCAUGCACACUCAUGUGCAUGUCUCACUCUAACACACACACACACACACACACACACAUACAUAAAUACAUAUCCUCUCAAUAUACUUAUUACAGACUAUGCUAAAACCCUACACCCCAACCCGAGUACUCUGUUCUGCCACCUGUUCUCUUAGCCCUAGUGGAUGGCAGCUCCUGCUCAGUCCAGUCAAAGCUCUUUUCUGUCCUGGCACCCCAAUGGUGGAACCAGCUCCUGCCCAUCUUCGGGAAACAUCUGAAACCCUACCUCUUCAAAUAGUAUCUUAAAUAUUCGCACAGCACCCCCCCUCGCACCCCCUCCUCAGCAUCUGCUAAAUGACUAAAAUGUAAACGUUAAGAAGUUACAUACAAAUUAGGUGAUCAAAUGGAUGGGGUAACAAACUCCUUCCACCUUUUAUUAUCGAUGACAGAGCUGUAAUAGUGAAAGUACUGAGUUGACUGAUUGUCUGUACUGUGUGUGUUCCAGCUGGCCAGACACAGCAAGUUCCUGCAGCAGAGCUUGAGGCCGCCAGCGGCGGGACUACUGCUGAACGAUGACACGGAGGGAGACGCCGCCCUCGGUUACUAUGCCAACCACACCGCUCAGAUCGAGGUAGACCUCAUCCGGACAGUCUUCAUCCUAUUAUCCCAACCCAGUGGCUAAAACUGGUUGAAAUUACAUCAUAUUGCUGUUCUUUCAACCAGUUGUUGGUUGUAAUGACACCAAUUCAUCCAGUUUUGCUCGCUGGAAAGCUACAGGCCUCUUCUGCUCUUUUUUUUGCUAUUUGAUGCUAUAACAGGCUAUUAGAUAAUAUACCCCUGACAGUACAGCUACUUCUGUACCUGGUCUUAGGGGUAUCAUAUUUUUCUGACUCUUUGGUGGCUUAAUCAGCACUGAAUCCAAAAGGGUUAUGUAAUGCUAGCAAGUGUACAUGUCAGUAGAUAACCAGGGGUAAUGUCUAUGAUUUAGUGACUGUGGUCUAAACGUCUACUGUUUGUCCGAUUGAUGCUAGAACAUGCUAUAGAUAUACCCCUGAAAGUACAGCUACUUUUGUUCUUGGUCUUAGGGGUAUCAUAUCAUGUUCUUUCCUCAGAUUGUGCGUCACGACCGCUCCAUGGAGCAGAUAGUUUUUCCGGUGCCCAACAUCUGUGAGUACCUGACAGAGGAGUCCAAGAUGCGCGUGUUCACUACAACCGAGAGGGAUGACCAGGGCAGCAAGGUCAACGACUUCUUCACGCAGUUUGACGACCUCUACAACGAGAUGCGCUGGCAGAAGAAGAUACGCAGUAAGAUACAAAGUUUUACACGGAUUAACAAUGCUAGUGGUGAAAUAAUGGCUACAUUGUGAUACAGUGACAUUAACCAGUUGUCCCGUGUCUCUGUAGAUAACCUGGCUCUGUUCUGGUUCUCUCGGCACAUCUCUCUGUGGGGAAGCAUCUCUUUCUACCUGGCCGUUCUAGUCAACGUGGCCGUGGCUCUCUUCUACCCCUUUGGAGAUGACGGAGAUGAAGGUGAGAUGUCCUACUGGCAUAAAGCAGGGUCUUAUUCAUAAGGGACAGUUCGAAAUUUACUGGGUUAGGGGAUCUGGUCCAAAAUAUUUCCCUGAUUUUACAUUUGCUAUUUUGCAGGUUUUACUAUAUAAUGUCUUCUGCUUGCAUGUGCCUCCCCUAUCAAGGUGUUUUUGUACACUUUUCCGCACGCUUAAUAUACCACAGGUCAAUAUAGUCUACCAGUCAACGGUCUAUCCUGCCCUCAAUUCAUAGUGACAAUAGUGGUAGUUGGAUUGUUUGUUCAGACCUGCAAUAGGUUAACUAGCAAUCAUACCAAACAUAAAAUAAUUCAAAUCUGCACCAAUUUUCUAUAUAAAUCCAGAAGAUGGAGGAAUAGCUGAUAGGCAGUGGAGAGGUUUGGUGCGUCAUUGCGCUUGAAAUAACAGUGAAGACACGCAGCUCAAAAAGCUCCCUUAUUGAUCUUGUUUUAGGGUCAAUAAAAUUAUCCUACAACACCACAAUCCAAUGAGUAAUUGCAUAAUUGUAUUCUAGUGAGUACUAUUGAGCACAAUUCUACUCUAGUCUGUAAACUGCAGUGAAAAUGUCAUCUGAAUAAUGUCUCAAAAGCCCUGUUAUUUGAAUGUUUGAUUCCAUUCAUUCCAUUUGGAUCAGCUGUGGGUCUGUUCUCGACAGGUUACAGAAAGGCACAGUAGCAGGCCAGUCUGGCUGUAUUUUUACUUCUGAUACUGAUGCGCUGUCUGUUGCCGAUCAUCAUUCUCCCAAGUCGUCCUAUAUAGUGUGGUCACAUAGGCCUAUGCUCCCAGCAGGCCCAGUUUUUCUGGCCUCCUUUCCGAUCCGAGCAGCUAUUCCUCGACCUAGAACCUAACACUUCAAUAUAGGCAAAAUAUUUGUCAUUUAACUUUUUUAAUGUAUUCCCUUUUGUGUGUGGCAUAAACACAACUAAUUACAAUGUUUUAAUCUGAUUAGACUACUUCAAAGGUCUCAUGUAGGCUAUGUGUGCAUGUUCAUCCACUCCACUGUAAUUUCAGCAUCCAAACUGUGCAACCGCCAAAACCAUGCUGAAGUGGUAAAGUCGAUAUCCACCUUUAUAAACACAGGGUUGCUACAGUUUCAAAAAAAAUACAGUACAAGAGAAGGGUCAAGUGAAAAGAUUUUUUGCGUUGGUGAGGGGGGUGCAUUUUUAUUUCAAACUGUCCCUUAGGGCACAUGAUAGCAAAAACGUUUUCAAGCGGAACACGAAAACAAGCAUUUCUUAUUGCAUAAGUUUAGGUAGUCCCUACUUGUUUUUGGUCUGUUUUCUUCCGUUUGAUGCCUAAUAACCACGACACAGUAGUUCCCAAAUGGUCCCAAGUGGCUUUGGAAUCCACUAGUGAGUUAGACAGUUUCUCUUAGGUGAAGACUAAAGCCUGGAUUGUGGCUGGAAACAUGACUGUUCAUUUCAUGGUAGUAAUAGAGAAAUCUGAAGGCUUUAGGUAGAUCACGAUGCAAAAAGUUAAGCAAGGAAGGAAAGUCCCAAUCUUGUAUGGCGAAUGCUGUGUGACCAUGUGCGUGAUAAUCACAGUAAAUGUUGGUUAAUGUGCUAAGGAGACAGUGUUUAAGAGAUGCACAAGGUCAGUGGUUUGGAUAUCACCAGUCUUCCCUUUGGGCCAUUGUUUGACGUUCUCCACUAUUGUGACUGUCUCUCGAGAGGCUGAGAACCUAGAGUGUUGUGCCAAGUGCAAGCCUGGUCCCAGAUCUGUUUGUGCGUUCUUGCCAGUUGGUAUUUCCCACUUAGCUAUAGCCUUGUCCCCAACUGGCAAGACAGCACAAACAGACCAGGCUAUAAUGAAGCACUCGGCUCUGUUGCAUGAUACAUGAACCCAAAUGCUUCAAAUGCCACCUCUCUGAACAGUGUGAAUGUCUUCAUCUGUAUUUGUUGUUGAUUUUUGUUUGUUUACUCCGUCCCCAGGCAUCCUGCCCCCCUUUGUGUCCAUCCUGCUGUGGGUGGCGUUGGUGGUGUGCACCGCCAUGCUCUUCAUCCUGCCCAAACCAGGGAGUGUCCGGCCCUUCCUGGUCUCUGUCAUACUGCGCUCUAUUUACACACUGGGCCUGGGCCCGACCCUGCUGCUACUGGGGGCCGCCAAUGUAAGCAAAGUCAACUACGGACAAGAUUAUUUUAAGUAAAUGUAUAGUGUAAUACUAACAACUCCUGUUUUGUCAUCUCAGCGUCGUCAUCUAUUGAAGCCAUCUUUCAGUCCUCCUCUUUCCUCUCCUCUCUCCAGCUCCUAAAUAAGAUGGUGUUCCUGGUGAGCUUCGUGGGCAACCAGGGGACGUUCACGCGGGGCUACAAGGCGGUGGUCAUGGACAUGCCCUUCCUCUACCACGUGGGCUAUGUUAUCGUCUGUAUGCUGGGCCUCUUCGUCCACGAGUUCUUCUACAGCUUCCUGGUUAGUGGUAACAAUCUCUGCAGCAUUUCACUUAAAAAAUACAAUAACUUUAUAUUAUUGUUACUCAUUUAUCAUUUAAAAAAUCAAUUCAAUUCAAUGAACUGGAUUCAUUGAACUUGAAAGUACUUGGUUAUUAUUCGGAAAACAUAAAAUGGACGUUUGACAGUGACCUUGAUUAAGUCUGGAUCUUUCUUGGUGCCAUGUGAUGCGGGCAGGUGGUUAUAGUGUGGUUCCAUCAUUUAGAUUCAUGGUCUCCUUGUUCCUCCACUUGAACCAGGUUUUUAAGACACAGCUGCAGUUGCAGAAAGCCACAUCCUCUCCUACUUUUGCUAUUGCAGCUUGGUAGUUAUGUGAUGUCUGGUUCCUUUACAGCUCUCCUAAAGCUGUGUGUGUCCAUGUGUGUGCCUGUGUCUGCAUCUGUCUGACUGUGUGUCUGUCCCCCCCAGCUUUUUGACCUGCUGAACCGCGAGGAGACCCUGCUGAACGUGAUCAAGAGCGUGACACGUAAUGGGCGCUCCAUCGUCCUCACGGCUGUGCUGGCCCUCAUUCUGGUCUACCUCUUCUCCAUCGUGGGCUUCCUCUUCCUCAAGGACGACUUCCUCAUGGACGUGCAACGUCUGCCAGGUCAGUACCCAUAGACGCCCCCUCGUCGUCAGCCCACAGCCACCCCCACCUCACUUCCUUGGCCUCUACAGUCGUGGUCAAAAGUUUUGAGAAUGACACAAGUAUUGGUCUUCACAAAGUUCGCUGCUUCAGUGUUAUGAGAUAUUUUUGUCAGAUGUUACUAUGGUAUAUUGAAGUAUAAUUACAAGCAUUCCAUAAGUGUCAAAGGCUUUUAUUGACAAUUACUUCUUUUUCAAGACCUCUGCAAUCCGCCCUGGCAUUCUGUCAAUUAACUUCUGGGCCACAUCCUGACUGAUGGCAGCCCAUUCUUGCAUAAUCAAUGCUUGGAGUUUGUCCAAAUUUUGUUUGUCCACCCGCCUUUUGAGGAUCGACCACAAGUUCUCAAUGGGAUUAAGGUCUGGCGAGUUUCCUGGCCAUGGAACAAAACAUCCAAAAUGUGGAUGUUUUGUUCCCCGAGCCACUUAGUUAUCACUUUUGCCUUAUGGCAAGGUGCUCCAUCAUGCUGGAAAAGGCAUUGUUUGUCACCAAAAUGUUAUUGGAUGGUUGGGAGAAGUUGCUCUCGGAUGAUGUGUUGGUACCAUUCUUUAUUCAUGGCUUUGUUCUUAGGCAAAAUUGUGAGUGAGCCCACUCCCUUGGCUGAGAAGCAAUUUACACAUGAAUGGUCUCAGGAUGCUUUACUGUUGGCAUGACACAGGACUGAUGGUAGCGCUCACCUUGUCUUCUCCGGACAAGGUGUUUUCCGGAUGGCCCAAACAAUCGGAAAGGGAAUUCAUCAGAGAAAAUGACUUUACCCCAGUCCUCAGCAGUCCAAUCCCUGUACCUUUUGCAGAAUAUCAGUCUGUCCCUGAUGUUUUUCCUGGAGAGAAGUGGCUUCUUUGCUGCCCUUCUUGACACCAGGCCAUCCUCCAAAGUCUUCGUCUCACUGUGCGUGCAGAUGCACUCACACCUGCCUGCUGCCAUUCUUGAGCAAGCUCUGCACUGGUGGUGCCCCGAUCCCGCAGCUGAAUGAACUUUAGGAGACGGUCCUGGCGCUUGCUGGACUUUCUUGGGCGCCCUGAUGCCUUCUUCACAACAAUUGAACCUCUCUCCUUGAAGUUCCGAUAAAUGGUUGAUUUAGGUGCAAUCUUACUAGUGUAACAGUGUUGCUUCCGUCCCUCUCCUCGCCCCUACCUGGGCUUGAACCAGGGACCCUCUGCACACAUCGACAACAGUCACCCUCGAAGCACCGUUACCCGUCGCUCCACAAAAGCCGCGGCUCAGCUCGAGUGACGUCACCGAUUGAAACGCUACUAGUGCGGACCGCUAACUAGCUAGCCAUUUCACACUGGUUACACUAGCAGCAAUAUCCUUGCCUGUGAAGCCCUUUUUGUGCAAAGCAAUGAUGACGGCACAUGUUUCCUUGCAGGUAACCAUGGUUAACAGAGGAAGAACAAUGAUUUCAAGCACCACCCUCCUUUUAAAGCUUCCAGUCUGUUAUUCUAACUCAAUCAACAUGACAGAGUGAUCUCCAGCCUUGUCCUCGUCAACACUCUCACCUGUGUUAACGAGAGAAUCACUGACAUGAUGGCAGCUGGUCCAUUUUUGGCAGGGCUGAAAUGCAGUGGAUAUGUUUUUGGGGGAUUAAGUUCAUAUUCAUGGCAAAGAGGGACAUUGCAAAUUAAUUGCAAUUCAUCUGAUCACUCUUCAUGACAUUCUGGAGUAUAUGCAAAUUGCCAUCAUCAAAACUGAGGCAGCAGACUUUGUGAAAAUUAGUAUUUGUGUAAUUCUCAAAACUUUUGACCAUGACUGUAUACUUUACCCUAGGUCUCUGCACUUUAACCCCUAGUUCAAUUAGUACCGGUACCCAAUGUUCCUCAACCCCUAUAUUACCCUAGGUCUCUGACCGUUUACUCAGCUCUGUCGUCCCCGUGCUCCCCCGCACUACCCCACCCACCUCAGCCUGUCCUGCUGAUCGCUGAUAUUGUCACUGCUCAGUGGAAGGUCCAUGAUCUCUGAUGUUUUCCCCGAACACCUCUUACACUGGACUGUGGCCACAUAGUCUCCCCAUUAGGCCUGCCACCCACCCACACCUAACCGUCCCCCGUCAAUACCCACACCUGACUGGCUGACUGGCCAAUUCUAUGUCCCUCGAUCAUGAGAACUUCCUCAUACAGCCAGUAUACAACCUGACCACAAACUAAUAAUGACGUCAGUGCAAUCCAUUUUGCCCACUGGGUAGUAGGGCUGGGCGAUAUAUCGAAUGAAUUCAAUUUAUUCAAAUAUUUUUUUUUGCGCGAUAUUCCAAAUGCCUGAAUCACAGAAUCUAGGUUAUUUUUAUUUUUCGUUUUUAUGAGUGUUUAUGUCUGCUUGUUCUCAUGUUGUCUUUUUGGUCUCGUUCGCUCCUUCUGUGCUGUGCACCUUCCCAUUUACGCCAGAGAUCUGUAUAUAAUGACGAGAUGCUCAUGUCUCCACCCUAACAAUGGGAGUCGUUGUCCCAAAGGCGGGAAGGCAGGCGACAAGCUUAGGUUGAAAAUAAGCGCAUAGAAACACAUUAGGCUUAUUUUGGACAGAUUUUAGCGAGAGUGAAACCUCUCGCUUUGCCUCUUUCUCUGUGGUUUACAUACAGUGAGGGAAAAAAGUAUUUGAUCCCCUGCUGAUUUUGUACGUUUGCCCACUGACAAAGACAUGAUCAGUCUAUAAUUUUAAUGGUAGGUUUAUUUGAACAUUGAGAGACAGACUUAGUACUUGGUGGCAAAACCCUUGUUGGCAAUCACAGAGGUCAGACGUAUCUUGUAGUUGGCCACCAGGUUUGCACACAUCUCAGGAGGGAUUUUGUUCCACUCCUCUUUGCAGAACUUCUCCAAGUCAUUAAGGUUUCGAGGCUAAAAAAGGCUAAAAAAAAAAAGCAGACAUUGAAUAUCCCUUUGAGCAUGGUGAAAUUAUUAAUUACACUAUGUCAUCACACCCAGUCACUAAAAAUAUAUAGGUGUCUUUCCUAACUCAGUUGCCAGAGAGGAAGGAAACCGCUCAGGGAUUUCACCAUGAGGCCAAUGGUGACUUUAACAUUUACAUUUUAGUCAUUUAGCCGACGCUCUUAUCCAGAGCGACUUACAGGAGCAAUUAGGGUUAACUGCCUUGCUUAAGGGCACAUCGACAGAUUUUUCACCUAGUCGGCUCGGGGAUUAGAACCAGCGACCUUUCAGUUACUGGCACAACCCUCUUACCCACUAAGCUACCUGCCGCCCUUUAAAACGGUUACAGAGUUUAAUGGCUGUGAUAGGAAAAAACUGAAGAUGGAUCAACAACAUUGUAGUUACUCCACAAUACUAACCUAAAUGACAGAGUGAAAAGAAGGAAGCCUUGUACAGAAUACAAAUAUUCCAAAACAUGCAAUAUGGCACGAAAGUAAAACUGCAAAAAAUGUGCCAAGAAAUUAACUUUAUGUCCUGAAUACAAAUCGUUAUGUUUGGGGCAAAUCCAACACAUCACUGAAUACCACUCUUCAUAUUUUCAAGCAUGGUGGCAGCGUCAUGUUAUAUGGGUAUGCUUAUCAUUGGCAAUGGAGUUUUUUAGGAUAAAAAUAAACCAAAUAGAGCUAAGCACAUGCAAAAUCCUAAAGGAAAACCUGGUUCAGUCUGCUUUCCAACAGACACUGGGAGAUGAAUUCACCUUUCAGCAGGACAAUAACCUAAAACACAAGGCCAAAUAUACACUAGAGCUGCUUACCAAGAUGGCAUUGAAUGUUCCUGAGUGGCCUAGUUACAGUUUAGACUUAAAUCGGCGUAUAAAUCUAUGCGACUUCAAAAUGUCUUUCUAGCAAUGAUCAACAACCAACUUGACAGAGCUUGAAGAAUAAAACAUAUAUAUAAUGUGCAAUCCAGAUGUGCAAAGCUCUUAGAGACUUACCCAGAAAGACUCACAGCUGUAAUCGUUACCAAAGGUGAUUCUAACAUGUAUUGACUCAGGGGUGUGAAUACUUAAGUAGUCCUUUAAAGUAUUUUUACUUAAGUUGUUUUUAGGGAGAUCUGUACUUUACUUUACUAUUUGUAUUUUUGACAGGUUUUACUUUUACUCGACUACAUUCCUAAAGAAAAUCAUAUACUUUUUACUCCAUCCAUUUUCCUUGACACCCAAAGUUACUCGUUACAUUUUGAAUGCUUAGCAGGACAGGAAAAUUGUCAGAUUCACGCACUUAUCAAGACAACAUCCCUGGUCAUCGCUACUGCCUCUGAUCUGGCGGACUCACUAAACUCAAACGCUUCAUUUGGGUUCUUUUUCCACAUUUCUUAAAACACGUUUUCACUUAGUCCUUAUGGGGUAUUGUGUGUAGAUGGGUGCGACCAACAAUCACAAGGCACUGUACGUCAAUACAUCUUUGCAUGCAGAAUGGAUAGCCUAUGCCAUUGCUCACUUCCCCAUUUGGCUAUGUGUGUGAGAGCUUUCCAGAGCAUGUGUGCAUGCAUGCGAGAGUGUGGGCGUGUGUAUGUGCUCUUGCGCAGCGCUCGGGCGGUCAGAGGGAGAGAACCUGCCAGCACAUGUGCACCUGUUGCAUAAUCUGGAGCAGUGGCUGUGCAGCGCAGCACUCUCUUAUGUAACCGGCUGGGCUGGGGGGUGGGUGAAUGUGUGUGUCUCUGUCUGUGGGCUGAGCUGUCUGAGGGCACUGCAAUUCUUAGUGCACAUUUCGAUAAAUGAAAAAGACCUAGCUAAAAGACAGUCAACAGGGCUGAGAUGGGUAUAAACUAAAAUCUCUUACGCAAAAAACGAGCUCCAGGCAUGGACCCUAGACCGAAUUGGUUGUCACAAAGUUGUCUCCAAGUCACUAUUUGUGACCAAUCAAAUUGAGAUGUUGUCACAAGUGGCCAUGUUUACGUGCACACCAAUAUCCCGUUAUUAUUCGGGAUACUCAAUUAUUCUGUUUUUGAGUUGAUGCAUAUAAACAUCAUAUCCCAUUUUACAAUAACCCGAAAAAGCUUGUGUCCCGGUUAUGAGAAACCCGGAUAAGAUGCCUGGGAUAUUCUGAUCUUCGAUUGGAUACUGUGGCAUGUGAACAUCUUAUCCCGUUUACUGUUGUUUUUUGCGGUCAGUUUCACGCAUAUCAUGGGUGUUGUGUGAUGUUUUCAUCUGAUUGUCAAACAUCACUUUAAAAAGUGCGCUAUACCUGCACAGUUCGAUCCACCAUAAUAUUUCCAUAAUAAUGUAUUUUGCUGAUACUCCGUACUGGACCAUAUAGCCUACUGGCUCAGGCUACUUUCACCCCUAAUUUAGAUACGUUUCUGCUUAUAAUUUCCAACAUUUGGUAGGCCAUAUUUUAAUUCAGGCCAUUUGUUUGUCGACUAUAGUUAGAUACAUGCAGCUUCUCUUCUGUUAUAACUUGUUGCCCUGGAAGACUAAAUACGCUAGUGUUCACCAAAAUAAUGUCUUACAUUGAUAGAAUGAAUGCAUUAGUUAUCUAGUUAACAACAGGAAAGUUGUCUGUUUCGUUUAGGGACCGGGGAGAAAACGCAAUAACUUCAAAACAGUGGACAGAUUGUUCCUGUGCAAAAUUUCCAAAUACCAACAGUUUGACCGGUUUUACGGAAAUGAAAAGCUGAGAAAAUGGUGAAACACGUUUCUGAUUAGACUUCAGUUGGUCUUGGGUGCAUAUUAUACAGUACAUUUGGAAAGUAUUCAGACCCCUUGACUUUUUCCACAUUUUGUUACGUUACUGCCUUAUUCUAAAAUUGAUUAAAUAGUUUUUUCCCCUUGUCAAUCUACACACAAUACCCCAUAAUGAAAAAGAAAAAAAUGGUUUUUAGAAAUUUUAGCAAAUGUAUACAAAAUAUAUAACUGAAAUAUUACAUUGACUUAAGUAUUCAGACCCUUUACUCUUUGUUGAAGCACCUUUGGCAGCGAUUACAGCCUCAAGUCUUCUUGACGCUACAAGCUUGGCACACCUGUAUUUGGGGAGUUUCUCCCAUUCUUCUCUGCAGAUCCUCUCAAGCUCUGUCAGGUUGGAUGGGGAGCGUCGCUGCACAGCUAUUUUCAGGUCUCUCCAGAGAUGUUUGAUUGGGUUCAUGUCCGGGCUCUGGCUGGGCCACUCAAGGACAUUCAGAGACUUGUCCCGAAGCCACUCCUGUGUUGUCUUGGCUAUGUGCUUAGGGUCAUUGUCCUGUUGGAAGCUGAACCUUCACCCCAGUCUGAGGUCCUGAGCGGUCUGGAGCAGGUUUUCAUCAAGGAUCUCUCUGUACUUUGCUCCUUUCAUCUUUCCCUCAAUCCUGACUAGUCUCCCAGUCCCUGCCGCUGAAAAACAUCCCCACAUCAUGAUGCUUCCAACACCAUGCUUCACCGUAGGGAUGGUGCCAGGUUUCAUCCAAACCUGACGCUUGGCAUUCAGGCCAAAGAGUUCAAUCUUGGUUUCAUCAGACCAGAGAAUCUUAUUUCUCAUGGUCUGAGAGUCUUUAGGUGCCUUUUGGCAAACUCCAGACUUCCGUCUGGCCACUCUACCAUAAAGGCCUGAUUGGUGGAGUGCUGCAGAGAUGUUUUUCCUUCUGGAAGAUUCUCCCAUCUCCACAGAGGAACUCUGGAGCUCUGUCAGAGUGACCAUCGGGUUCUUGGUCACCUCCCUGACCAAGGCCCUUCUCCCCAGAUUGCUCAGUUUGGCUGGGCGGCCAGCUCUAGGAAGAGUCUUGGUGGUUCCAAACUUCUUCCAUUUAAGAAUGAUGGAGGCCACCGUGUUCUUGGGGACCUUCAAUGCUGCAGACAUUUUUUGUUACCCUUCCCCAGAGCUGUGUCUCGACACAAUCCUUUCUCGGAGCUCUACGGACAAUUCCUUCGACCUCAUGGCUUGGUUUUUGCUCUGACAUGCACUGUCAACUGUGGGACCUUAUAUAGACAGGUGUGUGCCUUUCCAAGUCAUGUCCAAUCAAUUGAAUUUACCACAGGUGGACUCCAAUCAAGUUGUAGAAACAUCUCAAGGAUGAUCAAUGGAAACAGGAUGCACCUGAGCUCAAUUUUGAGUCUCAUAGCAAAGGGUCUGAAUACUUAUGUAAAUAAGGUAUUUCUGUUUUUGUAGUUUUAUAAAUGUGCCAACAUUUCUUCAAAACUGUUUUUGCUUUGUCAUUAUGGGGUAUUGUGUGUAGAUUGAUGAGCAAAUCAAUUUUAGAAUAAGGCUGUAAUGUAACAAUGUGGAAAAAGUCAAGGGGUCUGAAUACUUUCCGAAUGCACUGUAUGUGGUUGAAAUACUGUCUGCUUGCGUAACAGUCUCAAAGAUAACACUGUACACGUGCAUUCACAUUUUCUCAAGAGAUUUUCAAAGAAAUAAAUCAGAUUUCUCCACUCCUGUUCCCAGGACAAAAUUAACAUUUGUAUCAUUUUACUGCAAGAAAUGCAUAAUUCUGCAGGAGUUAAUAUUAUAUUAGGCUACAUGUGAGAGGUUAUUCGCCUACAGUCAGUGUCUAGAUUUCAGUUACUAUUCCAGUUAAGCCAUAUGAACUUCAAUUAGGAAGAUUCUGUUUAUUCAUAGAUACAGGGAUACACGUGAGCGGGAUAUCAAAGGUGCAUGUAAGCAGCUUAUCACGAAUAAGACCUUAAGCGGGAUAUGAGCUACUAUCCCGAAUACUGUGUGCAUGUAAACGUGGUCAAUGUCAUAACCAACCUUCUCACAACUUAUUUGCAAUGUUGUGACAACGUUAUGUUUUAGUAGUGGAGAGGAGAGGGGAGCACCCUGCCAUAGCUCCCCAGCUUCCCUACUCCCUGUUAUGGUCUCAAUGGUCCCUGGUCGUGACUCUCCAGCCCAGGCGUGGGCCUCCUCUCUCUGCCUGUCUCUCUCAUUAUCACGGUCAAACACUGUUGAGAAGGAUAUGAAGAGCCUGUUGAAAUGUCAUUAGUAUUACCAAACACACACAGCCACCAGCCUGCAUCUGCUGUUAUGCUCUGGAUACGCAACUACAGCUAAUGUGAUUCAUGUUGGCUGGUUAUGAAUAGACAACAGGUCUAUCCUCCAUGACAAAAGGGGAAUGUCCACUCCCUGUUUGGGUGCAACCUUUUAAUAAAGUUUAUAGAUGAUGAAAUGUUGAUGAGAACCUUCAAGCGUAUUUUCUCUAGUAACCUGUGCAAAAUAAUUUCUGUAUACAGUCCUAUUCUUUUUUUUGUGUCAUCAUUCAGUUGAACUUGCUUAUUUUCCUGCUUUUAGGGAAACUGGAAACACUAAAAGAUGGCCGAGCUCCCUCCGACAAGUGUUUAAAAGACGGCUGCCCGGACUCCAUACCCACGUCUGUCACCAGUAAGUUAUUAUCACCAAACUAAGCCACAAGUCUCUAAAAUGACCCACUUAAAUGGUAUUCUCCCCUUGUCUCAUUAACAUUUUCCUCUGUGUAAAAGUGACAAUGCUGCAGAGGCUUUGGAACUCUCCAUGUCAUUUACUUUUAGCCAACUAAAGAAGCUGUGUGUGUAGCCUGGGCAGGUCUGGGCAGGUCUAGGUCUGGGCAGGUCUAGGUCUGGGCAGGUCUAGGUCUGGGCAGGUCUAGGUCUGGGCAGGUCUAGGUCUGGGCAGGUCUAGCGGUCUAUAGCCGCUGCCUCGGGAGCACAUGUACUAAGGACCGUUGCCAACAUGGGUUGGAAUCCGGCCCACUGCUCUUUCAGCACUUUCUCCCCUACUUUUCACCUCUAUCGCUCUCUGUCCAAAAACAUGCAAAAUAUACAGUACCAGUCAAAAGUUUGGACACACUUACUCAUUCCAGGGUUUUUCUUUCUUUUUACUAUUUUCUACGUUGUAGAAUAAUAGUGAGACACCAAAACUAUAACAUAACACAUAUGGAAUCAUGUAGUAACCAAAAAAGUGUUAAACAAAUCAAAAUAUAUUUUAGAUUUGAGAUUCUUCAAAGUAGCCACCCCUUGCCUUGAUGACAGCUUUACACACUCUUGGCAUUCUCUCAACCAGCUUCAUGACGUAGUCUCCUGGAAUGCAUUUCAAUUAACAGGUGUGCCUUGUUAAAAGUUAAUUUGUGGGAUUUCUUUCCUUCUUAAUGCAUUUGAGCCAAUCAGUUGUGUUGUGACAAGGUAGGGGUGGUAUACAGAAGAUAACCCUGUUUGGUAAAAGACCAAGUCCAUAUUAUGGCAAGAACAGCUCAUAUAAGCAAAGAGAAAUGACAGUCCGUCAUUACUUUAAGACAUGAAGGUCAGUCAAUCCGGAACAUUUCAAGAACUUUGAACGUUUCUUCAAGUGCAGUCGCAAAAACCAUCAAGCGCUAUGAUGAAACUGGCUCUCAUGAGGACCGCCACAGGAAAGGAAGACCCAGAGUUACCUCUGCUGCAGAGGAUAAGUUCAUUAGAGUUAACUGCACCUCAGAUUGCAGCCCAAAUAAAUACUUCACAGAGUUCAAGUCACAGACACAUCUCAACGCAGAGUAGGUGAACAGAGUAGGUGAACAGAUGAUCGCCGCAUGUGUGGUUCCCACCAUGAAGCAUGGAGGAGGCGGUGUGAUUGUGUGGGGAUGCUUUGCUGGUGACACUGUCUGUUAUUUAUUUAGAAUUCAAGGCACACUUAACCAGCAUGGCUACUACAGCAUUCUGCAGCGAUACGCCAUCCCAUCUGGUUUGCGCUUAGUCAGACUAUCAUUUGUUUUUCAACAGCACAAUGACCCAACACACCUCCAGGCUGUGUAAGAGCUAUUUGACCAAGAAGGAGAAUGAUGCAGUGUUGCAUCAGGUGACCUGGCCUCCACAAUCACCCGACCUCAACCCAAUUGAGAUGGUUUGGGAUGAGUUGGACCGUGGAGUGAAGGAAAAGCAGCCAACAAGUGCUCAGCAUAUGUGGGAGCUCCUUCCAGACUGUUGGAAAAGCAUUCCAGGUGAAGCUGGUUGAGAGAAUGCCAAGAGUGUGCAAAGCUGUCAUCAAGGCAAAGGGUGGCUGCUUUGAAGAAUCUCAAAUAUAACAUAUUUUUAUUUGUUUAACACUUUUUUUGUUACUACAUGAUUCCAUAUGUGUUAUUUCAUAGUUGUGAUGUCUUCACUAUUAUUCUACAAUUAGAAAAUAAUAAAAAAUUAACAAAAUUCCUUGAAUGAGUAGGUGUGUCCAAACCUUUGGCUGGUACUGUAUUAUUAUUUUUUUAGGCCAUGUGACAUGAACAGCCAACCACUUGUCCUUAUCAUGAAUGCUUUAUCUAACAGCAUUUGGCACAUGUGCACAUGGAGCCCCAGACUCAAUAGGACUCAUUUCCUGUGACAGUGGUUUCUAAUCAGACCUUGGCUAGUUCAGUCAGUUCUCAGUCCUUAGCAUUCAGUAGCCCUCUAGGUGUGUACUUGUUCUGGGAGCUGUGUAAAUGUGAAGUGUUGGCUACCUCUCCAGUCAGUUAGCCUAUGGAAGGUUCCACACUGAGGCAUUGGCUGAGGAAGGGUGUUGAGAUAUAAGGUGUUAGUGGCAGGACGUUAAAGCAGCAUCCUGGAAAGGGAGAAGCAGAGGGGAUGACUCAUCGUACUCAUCUUUGUUCUCCAGCCCAGUGUUUGUCCAUGGAUCACAAGCACUUCAGGGGCCUCUACACGUGACCUAACCCACUCCUCUUUCCAUGCUAUUUCUAUCCCUCCAUCUCUGGCUAUUUUUUCAGCCUCUCAAUCUCUCUCUUGCUUUUUUCUUUACACCCCCCUCCCUCUAUUUCUUUCAUUUUUUUUCUGUCACGUAGAGGGGUCACAUCAUCCCAUGUGUUCCUUUGUUUAAACUCUUUCAUCCUGUGUUGAAGUCCCACAUCUACUAUUGUGAAGGGAUUUCAACCUGUGCAGGUUUUAGAAUUUUGUCAGAAUGUUUUUUAAUUAUAAAUGUGUCACUCAUUGUCAGGAAGAUCUAGGACACUACCACCUUUGUUGUGUACAUCUAUCAUUAGUUUCGUACACACAUAUACAUACCUCAUGGCUGAAUGUUUUGCUGUGUGUGUGUGUCCAGUGAUGGUGGGGGGGGACGAUGGGACGGAGCGUGUGUGUGACACUCUGCUCAUGUGUAUCGUGACGGUGCUGAACCAGGGCCUGAGGAACGGAGGGGGAGUGGGAGACGUGCUGAGGAAGCCUUCCAAAGACGUGAGUGACAUGGUCCAAUCAAACAAUCAAUCUGUAUAUCAAUGAACCAGUCAGCCAGUAAUUGAUGGAUGGGGGGGAUGGAUUGACUGUUUGUUUUACAAAAAAUAUAGAAAACAAAAGGCCAUCAACUCUUUUUCAUAAUGAUGGUGAUGGCAAUUAUAAUUAUAACGAUGUUAUUAAUUGGGAUGAUGAUUAUGACGAUGCUGAGUAUGAUGACUUGUAUAGUGAUACAACUUUUCAUGAUGAUGAUGCUGAUGAAAUCACUUUUUCAUUGUUUCUUACCGGUCCACUCAUUAACCAGGAUCCUCUGUUUGCGGCCCGUGUGGUGUAUGACCUACUGUUCUUCUUCAUUGUCAUCAUCAUCGUCCUAAACCUGAUCUUCGGCGUCAUCAUCGAUACGUUCGCCGACCUGAGGAGCGAGAAACAGAGGAAGGAGGAGAUACUGAAGACCACCUGCUUCAUCUGUGGUGUGUACACAGCCCUACCUAUCACUUCAUAACUCCACAUAGCACUACAUAACACUAUGUAGCACUACAUAGAACUACAUGGCACUAUAGAGCAACACAAAACACUGCACAGCACUACAUAACAGUACAUAGCACUACAUAACAGUACAUAGCACUACAUAACAGUACAUAGCACUACAUAACAGCACAUAGCAUUACAUAACAGUACAUCGCACUACAUAGCAGAGAAAUACAAAUAGUACAGUUCUGUUGCUUUAUUUGUUACCCUCCUGCGCGAACUGUCAGGUUUUUUGUAUCAUCUUGAUGCAAAUUCAGUAAAUAGUGUAAUUCUACUGUACAUUUCUUGCAUAUUGCAACUUUGAUAGCAAUACUCAUUCGACUGUCUUGGAAUGUUAGAAAAAAAAUCUAACUUGCUGUACUGUGCUUGCUGCCUGUAGAUAUCAGACAUUACUAUGUGCUGUAGAUAUACAACAAGACAGGAUAGAGGCUCUAAAAUAUGGUUAAGAACACCAAAGAAACAGCAGGAUAAGACUGAAAGGUGAAGGGAAUUGGUGUAUCAGAGUGUAUAAGUAGUGUUUCACCCCUCUCAGGGUUGGAGAGGGAUAAAUUCGACAACAAGACAGUGUCAUUUGAGGAGCACAUCAGGUCGGAACACAACAUGUGGCACUACCUGUACUUCCUGGUUCUGGUGAGGGUGAAGGACCCCACGGAGUACACAGGCCCCGAGAGCUACGUGGCCCAGAUGAUCAAGGUGGGUAGUUAGUUAGCUAUCUCCUCCAUGCUCAACACGUCUUUACCUGAACACACAGGGUCUGUGUUGCAUGAUGGAAGGGUGUGUGUAUUUUAUCACCAAGGUACUGGUGAUGCAAUGAUGAGUCAGGAUUUUAUACUUGAGCCCCUAUGUUGAAUGUGAAAACAGUGUUGGAACGUUAAAAUCAGACCUCUUACACACACAAACACACAGUUUGUCCUGGCAGUGUAUAUGUAUGCAGUAGCUGUAGCGUCUCAGUGUGUGUUCCGCCUCCUCCUCUUUGUCCUCCGCAGCCAGACACAGUGUUCCAGUCUGACAGUGAACCCCCAGCCUCUGCAGCAGACUCAGCCAAAAAAAAGAGAGAAAAAAAACACCCAAAACGUGACUGAGCCACACACCCCUUCCCCCUGCCCAGCAUCAGUCUCCCUCUCUUCCCUCUUUUCUCUUCCUCUCCUUUUAAUUAUCUUCUCAGACUUGGUUAUAAAGCUACAGUGCAGUACUUCUCUCAGGUUUCACAGAAACUAGUGACUGCUACUAUGAUACUCUGACCUUCUCCCCUCUAGGGUUGUAGUAGUGUGAUACUCUGACCUUCUCCCCUCUAGGAUUGUAGUAGUGUGAUACUCUGACCUUCUCCCCUCUAGGGUUGUAGUAGUGUGAUACUCUGACCUUCUCCCCUCUAGGAUUGUAGUAGUGUGAUACUCUGACCUUCUCCCCUCUAGGGUUGUAGUAGUGUGAUACUCUGACCUUCUCCCCUCUAGGAUUGUAGUAGUGUGAUACUCUGACCUUCUCCCCUUUAGGGUUGUAGUAGUGUGAUACAGUCAUAUAAAGGGUGGAGGCAUCAGCUCACUGUAUGGUAAUGAGUGCCGCAACCUGUCUGGAAGAGAAGCAAUAAAGAGGAGCUUUUAUGUAUGGGGUAGGUAUUAUGAUGCAAUUAUAAUGCAUCGUUAGGCUUGUCAUGAGCAUGAAUAACCCCCUCAUAAUGCCUUAUAAUCAUCUCAUAAUGAUCCUGACUAAUACCAGCGAUUUUGAAUCUGUUGAAACAAAGAGAUACUUAACAUAUGAUAUGCCUUGUUAUAAGACAUUAUAAAAGCUGAUAGAUGAUUAUAACGCAUUAUAAAGCAUUAUAGCUGGAUGCUUUAAGUAAAGUCGUUUUAGAUGGUUGCCAAGAGGUUAAUGGAUUCAAACAUCAUUGUGGUGAUUUACAUGAUUACAUAAUGGGAGAUCAGGGAUGAUUGUAUAAUGAUGCAGAUUUUUGCAUAACAAAUAGUUGACAACUGAAUCUAUUUUAGGAUGUUUUAAAGAAGUGAUGCGUCCUCUUCUGACGGCCAAUCAGUAAAAGGUACUAGUGCAUGGUGAAUAUUUUUAUGUUGGGCCUAUAAGCACUGUGAUUGGCAGAAAACGACAACAGCCUGGAUUUAUAGACAAUAAUCAGUCCCGGAUCUGUAUCUCUUCUAAACAAUAUAAGAUCAAGAUCUGUGUACAUUAAGCUCUGAAAAUAUGUAUUUAAAAGUAUAUUCUGUUGACAUGUGUAUGCAGUUCUGUAGUAGACAGAACUGAAGUGCAUUGAGGAGCUGUGUUCUCUGCAGUCUGCUUUAGGUGAACACACACAGCAGUCCUGACUCAGUCUGAGGGGUGGACUAGCUAAUUAACCCACUGUCUGACCACCUCCCUCCCUCCCUCCCUCCAUGUCUGUGUGCAGAGCUGACACCUUAGGACAGCCUCACAUACGUACACGUACAUAGACACAAACACAAAACACAGUUUACAAGACUUAGAGAAUGAGUGCAUCUGGCUGUUAAGUACAGAAUGAGCAAAAGUGGAGGAUGCUGUUACGUUUGUGUGUCUGUGUGUGUUUUUUUACAUGCUUACAGUGCAUUCGGAAAGUAUUCAGACCCUUUGACUUUUUCCACAUUUUGUUACAUUACAGCCUUAUUCUAAAAUGGAUUAUUCCUCAUCAAUCUACACAAAAUACCCCAUAAUGACAAAGCGAAAACAGGUUUUUCGACAUUUUAGCAAAUAUAUUACAAUAAAAGAAAGUAACCUUAUUUACAUAAGUAUUCAGACCCUUUGCUAUGAGACUCGAAAUUGAGCAUCCUGUUUCCAUUGAUCAUCAUUGAGAUGUUUCUACAACUUGAUUGGAGCCCCCCUGUGGUAAAUUCAAAUUAUUGGACAUGAUUUGGAAAGGCACACACCUGUCUAUAUAAGGUCCCACAGCAAAAACCAAGCCAUGAGGUCGAAGACAUUGUCUGUAGAGCUCCAAGACAUGAUUGUGUUGAGGCCCAGAUCUGGGGAAGGGUGCCAAAACAUUUCUGCAGCAUUGAAGGUCCCCAAGAACACAGUGGCCUCCAUCAUUCUUAAAUGGAAGAAGUUUGGAACCACCAAGACUCUUCCUAGAGUUGGCCAAAUUGAGCAAUCGGGGGAGAAGGGCCUUGGUCAGGGAGGUGACAAAGAACCCGAUGGUCACUCUGACAGAGCUCUAGAGUUCCAGAAGCACAACCAUCUCUGCAGCAUUCCACCAAUCAGGCCUUUAUGGUAGAGUGGCCAGAUGGAAGCCACUCCUCAGUAAAAGGCACAUGACGACUGCCCGCUUGGAGUUUGCCAAAAGGCACCUAAAGGACUCUCAGACCAUGAGAAACAAGAUUCUCUGGUUUGAUGAAACCAAGAUUGAACUCUUUGGCCUGAAGGCCAAGUGUCACGUCUGGAGGAAACCUGGCACCAUCCCUACGGUGAAGCAUGGUGGUGGCAGCAUCAUGCUGUGGGGAUGGUUUUCAGCGGCAGGGACUGGGAGACUAGUCAGGAUCGAGGGAAAGAUGAAUGGAGCAAAGUACAGAGAGAUCCUUGAUGAAAACCUGCUCCAGAGCGCUCAGGAUCUCAGACUGGGGUGACAGUUCACCUUCCAACAGGACAACGACCCUAAGCACAUAGCCAAGACAGCGCAGGAGUGGGUUCGGGACAAGUCUCUGAGUGGCCUAGCCAGAGCCCGGGCUUAAACCCGAUCGAACAUCUCUGGAGAGACCUGAAAAUAGCUGUGCAUCGACACUCCCCAUCCAACCUGACAGAGCUUGAGAGGAUCUGCUGAGAAGAAUGGGAGAAACUCCACAAAUACAGGUUUGCCAAGCUUGUAUCGUCAUACCCAAGAAGACUCAAGGCUGUAAUCGCUGCCAAAGGUGCUUCAACAAAGUACUGAGUAAAGGGGCUGAAUACUUAUGCAAAUGUGAUAUUUUUUCUUUCUUUUUUUUUGUCAUUAUGGGUAUUGGGGGUAGAUUGAUAAAGAACAAAAACUAUUUAAUCAGUUUUAGAAUAAGGCUGUAAUGUAACAAAAUGUGGAAAAAGUCAAGGGGUCUGAAUAUUUUCCGAAUGCACUGUAUGUGUGCAUUUUCUGUGUGUGUGUGUGAUUAUCACAGUGAGCACAGAACCAGCAGGUGUACUGCAGCAGCAGCCACAGCUCUGUUACAUAACCCAUCUCAAGUGGCCCGCUAAUGGAUCAGCCAUGCCUGGCACGUGCUCUCCUGUCCCUUCUCUCACAUACACACACACACACACACACUCAUUAUCACGCAGCAAGUCAUUUGUCUCCUUAGCAACGUGGCCGUCACGCGUCGGUUGUCGGCGGCAACAGGAGAAAGGAAGACAAGCAUAGAGAGGGGCCUCUGAACUCAUGCUCUAUAGAGAGGCCAAAGGUCAACGUGUCCCUGUGGGGCACACAUACAACAUCACACACACACACACAAACACACACACGCAUAGUCUCUCUCUCUCUCUCUCUCUCUCUCUCUCUCUCUCUCUCUCUCUCUCUCUCUCUCACACACACACUCCUCUGAGUCAGUCAGUUUUUACCUAGGUGAGUCAAGUGGAAGGCAGCACAUCCUGUGCUACAGUACAUUUAGUACAGUCUCCAGCAGAGAUGGAUGAAUUGAACAACCUUGGUGCUCUUUCUCAAGACAGUGAUUAACACAAUCACGUGCUGCUUGCUUUUCUUAGUUUGAUAGCAGUGUAGUGGACUACAGGUCACUAGGGUUGAUUAUGGAAGUGGAUUGGUCAAAAAAUGUGAAUGCUUCCUCAGGUGAGGUGUGUGCAUGCACGUGUACCCUUAGGGGUGGUGCUAUGUCAGAGUGACUAGCCAAAUAAAGAUAGGAAAGUUGAAAUGUAAAAGGUUAGGUAAGGGUUAUGGUUAAGGUUCGGGUUUAGGGUUUAGGGUAGGGACGUCCCAAAGAUUCUGAAUAGCACUAACCAAUGAACAAAUGCCCUACAGAGGGCACCUGAACCUGACAUACUUUAGAGUAUAAUCAUGGUUCAUUAACUAGUCAUCCCUCUGAGCAGGUUGUGAGUGUGUGUCCCUAUAACUCCCCUUUAUCGGUCUGUGCCUCUCUGAUUCUCUCUCUCUCUCUCUCUCUCUCUCUAAUAUACACACUCACUCUCUCUUUCUCUCUGUGUUGCAGUGCAGUGUAGAUUCCCCUGCUAGACUCAGUGCUGCAGGCAGGAGAAACCGUACACAACUCCUCUCAAACUCAAGCCUAAAAUGGUUGUUCCCCUAGUCACUAUCAUGCUGAGUCAUGUGCUUUGUCCAUGUUCUGUUGUGUGCCUGGUGGAAAAGCUUCACAGCGAUAUGGCGACAGGCAACCACUGGAGAGCCACUGCGAGUGGUGUAGUGUGAGACUAAGUGAGGUGUCAGAAUGGUUCAGUGAAGCAAUACUGAACCCCUGACUCACCCUAAUAUACUGUACGCUGUUAUUGUUUUGGCAAGUGAUUGUGCCCAAGUUAAUUUUUACACUGUGGGGUUAUGUUGAGAAAGACUUGUUAUGUCAGAGGUAGGCUGUGAUUAUUUAUUUUAGGCCAUACACACAGCUCAAAGGUUAGUCUGUGGAAUGUACGCCUUUUUAAACAGUGUUUUUCAGCCAAAUUGGCAACAAGAGCUUACAAAACAUCAGCUGAUUGCGAUCUAUCUGUCUCACUGAACCUUAUCUUAUCUCACACACACACAUACAAAUCCACACACAAGCACACGCACAUGUCGGCGCAUAAGCACACACACACCCGCACAUAAGCAAGAAUGUAAUCAACACACAUCCGCACACAAGCACACGCAAAAGACACACACACACAGACACGCACACAAAGGAAAACCAACACGUACACACAGAUAUUGGCACAGACACACGUACACAACUUACGCCUGUUAUAUAAUGGGCCCUGUUCUCCUUUUCAAAUCCUAGUCAAUUGUUGAUCUGCAUCUGCAAUUACAACAGUGCUAUAUUCCUACUCAUUUUACUCACUGCUUCACUUGAAACACAAUGGUUAUGUGUUUGAGCUUGUGGAGGCUGAUCUGGAUUCAGUUUCUUUGAGGAGACGUACUGUACAGCUUACUGCAGUACCCAGCCAUCUGAUCUGGAGUCAGUUUGUCUGAGCAGCUCUCUCUACAGUUUACUGCAGUGGCUGGCUGUGAGACACCAGGCCUGUCUCCCAGCUCACACUCCUCUUAAGUGAGGAACUUGAACCAGUUCCCACCAAUGAUUUAUGUAUUCACUAGAUGACUGACAGGGGAUGCUGUUUUGAAGCCACGGCGCCUCCAUCUUGGCACUUCCCCACCAUUAUAAAUAAUGUUUAGGAAGCUAUAGAAAUGCGAGAGCAUGCGCGUACCGAUAGGAUGGUUGGGGAAUGAAUAGGUCAAUUUUUUACUGACAAAACUGUGAUUAAAUGUAGAAGCCAGACAACAGUUGAAAUUAAGCCUCUAAAAUCGCUAGAUCAAUAUAUCCCCAAGCAACUGGGAGAGAGUGAGCGGUCAGUUAUGUACAGCAGCGAACCAAUCAGUUGAUAAAGCGGCGCAGUGACAUGAAUCCAACAACCAAUGGCUUCCCUCAGAGGAAAAGACAAGGAGCAACUUGGAGAUGCAAACGAGAGUCAUGAACAGCUAAAGGAUAUCCAGGAAAACAUACACUAUAUAUACAAAAGUAUGUGGACACCCCUUCAAAUUAAUGAAUUCGGCUAUUUUAGCCACACCCGUUGCUGACAGGUGUAUAAAAUCGAGCACACAGCCACGCAAUCUCCAUAGACAAACAUUGGCAGUAGAGUUCAGUGACUGUCAAUGUGGCACUGUCAUAGGAUGCCACCUUUCCAACAAGUCAGUUCGUCAAAUUUCUGCCCUGCUAGAGCUGCCCCGGUCAACUGUAAGUGCUGUUAUUGUGAAAUGCUCUCAAUGCACACCAAAACAAACAAACUGCUACAAUAUGUUGUUAAAAAAGUAGAUUUGUUCGAAAAGAAAGUAGAGUCUAAUGUGUCAGACAUGCACAUACAAAGAGUGCGCAUAAACGAACAAGACAACAAAAUUAGCCUCCAGGAAACAAAGUUUCAAACUUUAGAAGAUGAAUUGGACCAGCAGCAAAACAGAAUGAGAUUAAACAACAUGAGAAUAUUGUCCAUACCAGAAGAUGAGGAAAAAGGGGACCUUUCCCCGCUAAGUGUUCAAGCUGAUAUCGGAGGAACUUGACGUGGAUAUAUCACUAAAGGAUCUGGAAGGAUGCCAUAGGAUCGGCGUGAAACAGAAGAACACUAAAUACCCUUGCGUGGUAAUCUUCUAAUCAAAUUUUAUUUGUCACAUACACGUGUUUAGCAGAUAUUAUUGCGGGUGUAGCGAAAUGCUUGUGUUUCUAGCUCCGACAGUGCAGUAAUAUCUAACAAGUAAUAUCUAACAAUUGGGCUCCCGAGUGGCGCAGCGGUCUAAGGCACUGCAUCUCAGUGCUUGAGGCGUCACUACAGACCCCCUGGUUCGAUUCCAGGCUGUAUCACAACCGGCCGUGAUUGGGAGUCCCAUAGGGCGUUGUCCGGGUUUGGCCGAUGUAGGCAGUCAUUGUAAAUAAGAAUUUGUUCUUAACUGACUUGCCUAGUUAAAUACAGGUUAAAUAAAAUAAAUAAAAUUACACAACAUAUACCCAAUACACACAAUCUAAGUAAGGAAUGGAAUUAAGAAUAUAUACACUACCAGUCAAAAGUUUGGACACACCUACUCAUUCAAAAAUUAUUUAUUUUUUUCCCAUUUUUUCCAUUGUAGAAUAAUAGUGAAGACAUCAAAACUAUGAAAUAACACAUAUGGAAUCAUGUAGUAACCAAAAAAGUGUUAAACAAAUCAGAUUCUUCAAAUAGCCACCCUUUGCCUUGAUGACAGCUUUGCACACUCUUGGCAUUUUCUCAACCAGCUUCACCUGGAAUGCUUUUCCAACAGUCUUGAAGGAGUUCCCACAUAUGCUGAGCACUUGUUGGCUGCUUUUCCUUCACUCUGUGGUCCAACUCAUCCCAAACCAUCUCAAUUUGGUUGAGGUCGGGGGAUUGUGGAGGCAUGGUCAUCUGAUGCAGCACUCCAUCACUCUCCUUCUUGGUCAAAUAGCCCUUACACAGCCUGGAGGUGUGUUGGGUCAUUGUGUAAUGUAUACAAUAACUAUGUAUUUAUACUAUGACUAUCCCAUUUCAUGGAAUGCCCACCACCCUCAUACGACAUGUCUGCUAAAAUGUUUUAACUGGUUCUUCAGUGACAGACGGAACAGACAAUGUUAACUUUAGAUUUUAUACAAGUAAAGACCAACAAAAUCCAACUUAUUACAUGGAAUGUACACAUGCUCCAUGAUGGGGGGAGCAUAUGGUUCUUGAACACUUAGAGAUUGUCAGCAGAUGUGGUUUUCCUGCAAGAGUUACAUUUCAAAAUAUAUAUGGUGGGUCUGGGCAGGGGUGAUGUUGUGGAUGUUUUUAUGUGUCUUUAUGUUGUCGUGGAUGUUUUGUAUUGUAAAAAAUAUAUAUAUAUUUAUAUGGCAUUUGUUUUUGCCACGUUUAUUCUAUUACAGACACCUUAAUGUAUAAUUUUAAAUGAUAAGUGAGCUAAACAUUAAACAAAAAUGAAAAAAUAUAUAUAAACAUUUUCCUUAAUAAUUUUAACAAAGUUCUAAUGUUACUGUCCCCACUACAACAACAAAAUACAUAAAUACAUGUAAUUUGGUCCUUGAAACAUUUAAUUGAAAUACAGUAGAAUUCCAUUCAUUGCUAUGGAGGACUGCUUCUGGGGUGUGCCAAUAUGGCCAACCGGUGGUUUCAAGCCCUCUCAUUGGCCAAUACAUAGCAUCAGCAAUUCAGGGUUUAUAUACGACAUUGGUUCUCACUCCCCAUCCCACCUUCCUCUCUUUCACAUUCUGUUCCUGGCUCCCUCUGUCUGUCUGUCUGUCUGUCUGUCUGUCUGUCUGUCAGCCUGUCUCUGUCUUCAUAUAUCAUUGUUUUCCCUUGCCCUCCCUCUCACACUUUUCCUCUCCUCUCUUUAGGUUUCCCCCUUUCUCUCCCCUCCCCUCGCCUCCCCUCAUCACCUUAACCUUCACUUUUCCCUCCUCUUAUCAUUGUUUCUUAACUUCUCCCCUGUCUCUAUAUUGCUGCUCUCUUACCGUUUCUUACCCUCUCUCUACCUCUGGUUUUAACUUUGAAUCUGCUAUGUAAAUACAUGAAUAUCCCCUCUCUUUCUUCCUCUCUCUCUCUUCCUCCCCCUCUCUCUCCAGGAGAAGAACCUGGACUGGUUCCCCCGGAUGCGGGCCAUGUCCCUGGUGAGCAGCGAGGGGGACGGUGAGCAGAACGAGAUGCGCUCCCUGCAGGAGAAACUGGACAGCACCGUCACACUGGUGUCCCUGCUGUCCUCCCAGCUGUCCGAGCUAAAGGAUCAGGUACGGUACUGUCAUUGAACAAGGCAUUCAUUUAGACACUGAACAGGGCCGCACAACUCCAGUGUCGUGUUCAUUGUGGCACGCAAUGUUUGAUGAGCGCUUCUUAUUGGAUAAGUCCAAAUAGUCUUUCCCCGUUUCAGUCCAUGUUUGAGUGCUUGGUGCCUUAUGAACACAGUCGGUAUUCGAGGGCCACCGUCCUGUUGAUUUUGUGGGUGUCCCUAGCACUUAACUGAUCAAUGGAUUUCAUUGUUUGUUCAGAGUUUAGUCCACACGCUAUGGACUUUCUUCAUUUGUAUCCCUUUAAAAGUUCAGAACCAAAACCAGCAUCCACUGUGGCCCUUGAGGAACAUAUCUAUGCAAUCAGCCUUCCACUAUCUUUAACUUAGUGUAUUAUUCAAAGUUACAUUUGAUUCCAGUACAUAUUUUUUUAACCAGGGAUUGAAAUCAGCAACCCUGUAGUUUCAAUCCUCAACCAUACAGCCAUCUCUCUCUCCUCUCUGACCAAGAGGCUCUCAACUCCUUCAUGACAACCCAAGGCACAGAUCACCAUGGGUCUACUCACGCACAUCACAAUGGCCUAUCAUUCCUGUCCGUUCACAUGCACUUGUCAUUUUCUCUGAGGUUAUCAUGCCUUUAUGUACGAUGCCAUUUCCCUCCCUGACCUUGGGCUGACUAGUCGUGUGCAGCAAGUAGUGUGACAGAUCUCAUCACUCACCAUCACCUGAUCAUCACAACAACAUCACCAUCACCUGAUCAUCACAACAACAUCACCAUCACCUGAUCAUCACAACAACAUCACCAUCACCUGAUCAUCACAACAACAUCACCAUCACCUGAUCAUCACAACAACAUCACCAUCACCUGAUCAUCACAACAACAUCACCAUCACCUGAUCAUCACAACAACAUCACCAUCACCUCAUCAUCACAACAACAUCACCAUCACCUGAUCAUCACAACAACAUCAUCAUCACAACAACAUCACCAUCACCUCAUCAUCACAACAUUACCAUCACCUGAUCAUCACAACAACAUCACCUGAUCAUCACAACAUCACCUGAUCAUCACAACAACAUCAUCAUCACAACAACAUCACCAUAAUCUCAUCAUCACAACAACUUCACCAUCACCUGAUCAUCACAACAACAUCACCAUCACCUGAUCAUCACAACAACCUCACCUGAUCAUCACAACAUCACCUGAUCAUCACAACAACAUCACCUGAUCAUUACAACAGCAUCACCAUCACCUGAUCAUCACAUCACCAUCACCUGAUCAUCACAACAUCACCUGAUCAUCACAACAACAUCAUCAUCACAACAACAUCACAACAACAUCAUCAUCACAACAACAUCACCAUCACCUGAUCAUCACAACAACAUCACCUGAUCAUCACAACAACAUCACCUGAUCAUCACAACAACAUCACCUGAUCACCAUAACAACAUCACCUGGUCAUUACAACAGCAUCACCAUCACCUGAUCAUCACAACAGCAUCACCAUCACCUGAUCAUCACAACAACAUCACCAUCACCUGAUCAUCACAACAACAUCACCAUCACUUGAUCAUCACAACAACAUCACUAUCACCUGAUCAUCACAACAACAGCACCAUCACCUGAUCAUCACAACAACAUCACCUGAUCAUCACAACAUCACCUGAUCAUCACAACAACAUCACCUGAUCAUCACAACAACAUCACCUGAUCAUCACAACAUCACCUGAUCAUCACAACAUCACCUGAUCAUCACAACAACAUCACCAUCACCUGAUCAUCACAACAACAUCACCAUCACCUGAUCAUCACAACAUCACCAUCACUUGAUCAUCACAACAACAUCACCAUCACCUGAUCAUCACAACAUCACCAUCACCUGAUCUUCACAACAACUUCACCAUCACCUGAUCAUCACAACAACUUCACUAUCACCUGAUUAUCACAACAACAUCAUCACAACAACAUCACCAGAUCAUCACAACCACAUCAUCACCAUCACCUGCCUCUCCUGCAUGUGAUCCCAAGGCAGUCACAGACCUCUCCUUGUGUGUUCCUCUGCUGCCUAGAUGUGUGUGUGAACAACAAACAUCUGAUAGAGAAAAUAACAACCUUGGUAAAUAGCGAGCUGGAACUCAUGGAUGUUGUUUGUGAACACAGCCCUCUUAUACUCAGAAAGAGAAAACAACUUCAUGGUAAAAACAGAGCUGGAACAGGACAUGAGUCGUGUUGAUGUGGUUCCGAACGAUCAAAGUGCUGGUGUUCAUGGUAUCACAGACAGUACUAUGUUUACCUAGGAGGGUUGUUAAGGACUUGCCUCACAAGUCAGACAAUUGUUUCUGAAAUAUUACAUAGAGCAGGGCGAAUAUGGAAGACAGGAAAUCGAGGCUAUUUGGCCCUUUAAAACAGCAGAUUUGGUCACUGAUAAGCUCUACAGUAACAUGCUAUACAUGACAUCAGAGCUCUGGCUCUGCACUUCACAGCGCUGUAUGGGUUUUGACUGAUAAACAUUCUGAACUUGAGCACCGCACGCGACAAGAAGUUGCAUAUGUUUUGUUGUCUGAAUGAGGGAAAUGCUGUGACUGUAGAGGACUUUAUGUAUUUUGAAAGAUGUGUCAUUGAGGAUUAUAAUAAAUACCGCUUUGAUGUCAUACAAGCAAGCCAAACAGCAGAUGUCCAAAUUUGCUCUUCACAUAUCCUUAUCAAAAACUCAUGUCAUAUAACAUUUUAUUCGUCACAUGCUUCAUAAACAACAGGUGUAGACUAACAAUGAAAUGCUUACUUAAGGCCAUAUACAGUGUCAAUGUUUAUGGUCACUUAUGUUUUGAUGUACAGAACAUACCCUGGGUUGUUCUGAACAGAAUGAGCCUAUGUUUGUCUAUUGUGAAGAAAAUUCGCCACGGAACACACACCUGAAUGCACUCAUUAUUUCUUUCUAUGCUCACCAAAAUGAUGAUAUGUUUCUCUGAAUUGCCUUGUGAAAGCUUAACACUGUAAGAUCGUAUUUUAUAGCUUAGCUAGUCAUGUUGGCAAUAGAACAAGAUGCCGACCUGACCUAAAUUGAACAUGAUGCCCACCUGACCCAGAUUGUGAUUUAUAAUGGGCAGUUUUUGGAUUGCGUAAACAACAACAGUAAUUGUGUAAUGGCUUGGAUGCAGGGUUGUGCUCCAAACAAAACAACUAUUUUGUAUUGUGCACACUUUGGAGAGGUGUGUGGCCACUUGGAGAGACCAGUUAGUCCUCUCACUCAAACCCUUUUUUGCCUUAUGUUGCACCUACCCCACAUUUUCCAGGAAUUUUCUUAUCAUGUUACUGAAUGUAUUCAGAGUAUUUUCAGAUUUCAUUAUCAACAAAUGCAGCAAAAAGUACAGUAAAUAUAAAAUGCACAUAAAAUCAACAGGGUAAUGUUUGGAUUGUCUUGUCAGGUUAAUUGUUGUCCUCAACUUUGGUUUAAUAAUUUCACCAUAAUCUCCAAACUGUUCCCUUUCGAUUGCUACCAUGCUUAUGCAUUUAAUAUUUAUUCUGUAAGAAACAUUUCAAUUUAGCCCUCCCUAGGCAAAUUCCCACAGUGUUAACGGUUAAGGACAGAUGUGUGAAAGCUGAGAGCUGAGCCAGGUCUUCAGUACAAGAGAUUACAGAUACCGGUACAUGGUGUUUAUUCUCACCAAUGAUGAAUAUCAGGACCCUUGUAAUGAACUGUAAACUAAAGACAGUGAAAGGCUAUCCUGUAAAAUUCGACAUCAUCUCAAAUGGACUCCUUUGGACAUUAGACCACAUUUCAAUUUAGGAACUAUCUGACAAAUUGUAAAAGAUUUAGGCAAACUAAUGAAGCCAAGAUUUGGUUCUCGGUUCCUAGAUUACUGUAGGUGUAACCUGGGCUGACUGACUGUUUUUAGGCAAUGUUGCCAGAUUUAAUUGAAAACUGCCCAAACUGGCAAAGCUGUGUGUAGCGUAUAUUGAAUGUUGUUCUUUCCUUCUUUUCUACCCAGAUGACAGAGCAGAGGAAGAAUAAACAGAUGAUGGGCUUCCUGGGGCCUGCUGGGGUCAACAACCACCACAUCCCAGCACACUGA
Messenger RNA from Coregonus sp. 'balchen', 51084 nucleotides. The record is from the annotation of a GenBank genome assembly. NCBI's taxonomy places the organism in Eukaryota, Metazoa, Chordata, Actinopteri, Salmoniformes, Salmonidae.